GUCUUGGGGACAUCAGGGGAGGCACGAGUUGGCCCGUAAGCCUGCACUAGCGAGUCAUCAGUGUCGGACACGUAGUGGGAACGAACAGGUCCCGAUGUACAAGUCACGGCAACCCUCGGAGGAGAUGAAGGCGGACUCCGACUGGCUCUGAUUUUUGAAAGCCCUUUUCAUUCAGGAGGUUGGUUGCCAACGGUUAACGCUAUGGCAGAGCCGUUAUCCCAAGAACCAACCGCUGCAAAAAUGGCGUCACUUAACCGGGUCCGAGCUUUGGCGAUGAUUUUCUUAACUGUCACUGGCUGUUGUGUCACCCCGACAAGUGGCAAGGAAGGGUCCGAGGAGACCGUCAUCAUAGGGCUGCGACUGGAGGACACGGACGAUAUUUCCUACAUGGACAGGGGCUACCUACGGGUGAGUGAGCGCUCUCGGGUGAAAUUAAGAGUUUACGGGCAGAACAUCAACAACGAGACCUGGUCCAAAAUUGCCUUCACGGAACACGAGAGGAGCCGGACGGUCGGGAGCCUUGACAGCUCCUCGGGGGAUAACCAGAGCCAAGAGGACUCCUCCGGCUUACAUCCCUGCGGUAUACGGACUUCGGAUAUCAUUAUUCUGCCCAGCAUCAUUCUGAACAGAAAAACCUCCGGAAUAGUUGAAAUCGAGGUCAAACCUCUUCGAAAGACGGAAAGGAGUAAAGCGUAUUACCUUUGCAUUGCCACCGCGACACCUGCCGUGGCUGGGAUGCACGACCCGUGGACAGAGAACACCUGGAUCUACCACGAUGGGGAUGACACCAAAGUGAUAGUGGUGGAGGAGAGAAAGUUUCUGCUGCCUUUCUGGCUCCAGGUGAUCUUCAUCUCUAUGUUGUUAUGCUUGUCGGGUAUGUUCAGCGGGUUGAACCUGGGGCUCAUGGCUCUGGACCCCAUGGAGCUCCAGAUUGUGCAGAACUGCGGCACGGAAAGGGAGAAAAAUUACGCCAAAAAAAUAGAGCCGGUCCGGAGCCAAGGGAAUUACUUACUGUGCUCUCUUCUGCUCGGAAACGUGCUGGUGAACACCACCCUGACUAUCCUGCUGGAUGAUAUCGCUGGCUCCGGGCUGAUCGCAGUGGUCAUGUCCACGAUAGGAAUAGUGAUUUUUGGAGAAAUUGUGCCACAGGCCAUCUGCUCCAGGCACGGCCUCGCUGUCGGCGCAAACACCAUAUUCCUCACCAAGUUCUUCAUGCUGCUCACCUUUCCUGCGUCCUACCCGGUGAGUAAACUACUGGACUACCUUCUCGGGCAGGAGAUAGGAACCGUGUACAACCGGGAGAAGCUUCUGGAGAUGCUGCGCGUCACGGACCCCUACAACGACCUGGUGAAGGAGGAGUUGAACAUCAUCCAGGGUGCGCUGGAGCUCAGGACUAAGACCGUGGAGGAUGUGAUGACGCCGCUGAGAGAUUGCUUCAUGAUCCCGGAGGAUGCCACCCUCGACUUCAACACCAUGUCCGAGAUCAUUAAAAGCGGCUACACGCGCAUCCCAGUCUACGAGGGCGAGAGGUCCAACAUAGUGGACCUGCUGUUUGUCAAAGACCUGGCGUUUGUGGACCCGGAUGAUUGCACCCCGCUCAAAACCAUCACAAAGUUUUACAGCCACUCCUUGCACUUCGUGUUCAAUGACACCAAGCUGGAUGCAAUGCUGGAGGAGUUUAAAAAAGGUGAGUCAACUCCUCAGAGAAACACCAUUGUUCAAAUAUUCACACCAUUGUUCCUUUAUUCUUUCUGAUGAACAGUCAGGAUUCUUUUAGGUCAACCUCUGAUGACCUCUAGGUGACACAGGUCAUGGCGCACACAGGUUGACCUUUCAGCUGUCUGCUCUACCCCCUUUGAUGAGGCAGUUAUGUAAUAGUAUAUUGGAAGCGAUAGAGGAAGCCACUGCUUGUCCUUUUCAUCUGAACAUAAUCCCUGUGCAGCUCCUCUAAAAUGUCAAAGUAUGUGGGUGAAUUCUGAACUCUUUAAAUCUGGCAGAUCCAAUCUUGCACUUCAUUUUUUUAAGAGAUUACAGGUUGUGAUGGGGAAAGGUGUAGGGCUGCCUUUGCAUUUUUCACAGCAUUGGCGCAGCCUCAUCAGUAGAGACGUGCACUUGCCAAACCUCACCGGUCACUUCCUGUACAGGGGAGGAGGAGGAGGAGGUGUCCUUAUCUUCCUCCAUCGCUUCCAUUCACUGUUAAUGUUCACACGCUUUUUUUUUUCUUUCUUUCUCUCUCCUCCUUCUCCAUGUCUUACUUUCCUCCUCUCACCUUGCCCUCUCAUUCACUCUUUCUAGUUUCCCCUCCCUCUCUCUCCCUCUGAUUCGUGAAUGCAUUAGGGGACAUGUGGGAAUGGUGCAACGGCAGUGCUGAGGUUAUCAGGUGGGGGCAUCUUGUUUGAGAACCUGCUUAAAUCCCUCUCUACCUCUCUUGUGCUUGCCUCUGAAUGAUGGUGGCGAUAACUCCUUUUGUCCAGCCCUGGAAUGCAGUCGUGUGGAUAAUGAAUAACAGCCUCUAAAACCCUCAAGCCCCUCAUGUGUUUUGUGUGUGCGAGUGUGUUUAUGCGCAUGGUGUUUGUAAAAGAUGUUUACCUCACCCAAGGUUUACCUGAUGUUUUGCAUAGCCAUCCCCCUCUCUGUUGUUGCCUCUGACUCAGUUAUUCCUGGUAGCGUUCGAAGAUCUGGUACCACUUGGUUCCGUCUUUACGCCAAAAUAGGCCACCGUGUAAAUAACCUUGGAAUACAUUUUCACACCUGUAACCACCUGAUCGAUCAAUACUUACAAUGUAGAAAAAUUCAAUUGAUGCAUUGCGUGCAAAUGAGAAUAUUCACUUUGCUUUAAGAGGAUUAAAUGGGUGUGAAAACAGAACAAACCAUUCAGCUCCAUUACCAGAAAUUAGGUUCAGUUCUCUAUGCCAAAUUCACAUUACAUAAUAUACUCGCUGUUGAAGUUUGUUUGUUUGUUUUCGUCACUCGCGAUUAUUUACAGAAAAGCACUUGCAGCAGAAAACAUCAAUUCCCCCUGAUUUCUUUGUUAUUCACAGAGCAGCACAGUGACAUGUUUGACUCUGUUUACACCAGCAUUAUUACCAAAUGUGACCUCUCUGAUGUCUCUCAUAUCACUGAAUACACAAACCAAAGAGGUCUGAUAACAAAGAUGAUCCUUUUUUUUAUAUGAUUGCAUGAUCUUGGACUGAAGUUUGUCGGAAAGAAAGCACAUCUCACAACUCCAAUCAAAUCUUAGUGAAAAUGCAACAUUAUGUUGUUUUCAGUUACAAGCAGUGAAACUACCCUCAGAUAGAAACUGCGUAGUUUACUUCAACUCCAGUGCGGAGGCAGUUACCAAUCACAGUACAUCCAUCAUAUUUAAAGAAUACAUUUAGACGCUGUUGCAUUAUGUUUGAGCAGAGGUUUAAUGGGAUAGAAUGUAAAUAAUGAAUGCCAUCUGUAAUGCAAUAUCUAUAAACAGAGGGUGUAUAAAUGUAGAAUUCAGAGAAGCAAGAUUUUAGCUCUUCUGUCUGUAGUCUGAGUUUUGUCCAACAACUUUUCAGCUGUGUCUGAAUUCAGGAAAACCCUGUGCUGUGACAGCAAAAGAGGCGGACUCCACAAAACAUAAUGCAAUCCAUCAACCCACUGCUUCUUAUCUGACCUCCACUCAGCAUUACAACAGUCUCAUUUAACAACAGGUGAUAAUGGUCAUCAUCAUGUUUUAAGUCUCUAUGAUGUAAUUUGUGAAUAGCACACAGAAAGGGAAGUCUCGGCUUAAAGAGCCUUUGUAGCUUAUCAAGAGAACCGCAACCCCCAAAAUAUUGAUCUUUGACCCCAGAGGCUCCAUUACUGCCAGACAAUAAUUAGGGGGUUCAACCUGUUGUUGAAAUACCUGAUUAUCAUGACUAAAUUAAGUUUAAAAAAAAGGAUGAAAUCUGAAUGAAAGACGGACUUUUCUGUCCAAUCAGAGUAGUUGAAUGCACGCAUUAUGGUCAAUGCCUUAUUAAACCAAACAGCAAUCUCAUCACUGGUAUCAACGCUCUCCUAGUUUAUUAAAAGGUCACCUAAACUUUUAAUUAGAAUGCAUUGAUACUUUUUGACGAUGCGUUAUAAUGAUAUAUAAUCCUACUAAACAGUCUGUGCAUGCACACCAAUCAUUUCUGAGCAACUUCUGUCUUUAUCUGUCUCGAAGUCUGAGUUCUUAAUACCCUCACCAAGUACACAAGGUGUGUUAAGUGUGCUUUCUUUUUCACUCAAGUGCCUAACUUUGAUCUUCAUUUCAUCUGUUUCCAGUCAAAGUCAAAUUUAGUUAAAUCAUCCAUAUUUGUGCACAGUCGCAGUUUUUAUACAUCAUUUUAUUCAAUCAAAAUGUUUCUGGGGAUUUGAAGAUAUUAAUCCGAGCGAAUUCAUUUACUCCUUACACUACCCUGAUAAUAUUGUUCAUUUUAUUCUGGGCUCUUAAUAUGUGCUUAAAACCUCCACCCAGUCGAUCAUCAACUUAAGACCUGAAAUGUUGUUUACAGUUUCCAUUGUGACUCCAGGUUUCUCCGUUCACUCAAGGUUGCUCACGAACACUGUUUGUUCCCACCCCCUCUUAAAGAAUGGUACACAUUAUGCCGCCGACGUACAGUAUAGUAUAUACAGUAGUUCAUUAUGUAGAAAGUCCAGUUCUGUGUAGUGGUCGCUGCUGGCCCGGUGCCAGAGGGAACUCGCCAUCUCAUGAAAGUCAUAAGCAAUAGUUGUAGGGAAGGCUGAACAGGGUUUCUGGCUCUGUGUGCCGUGCACACUCAGUUCAAAGUGCUUUGUAUAGUAAGUCACCGUUAAUUAAUUUGACGCCGCUUGCAGAGCUGCUGAGACGUCUGAGGUCUGACACGAAGAUGAAAAAAUCUCAACAUGCUUAUAUUAGAAAUUGUGUGGCUACAUUUAUUUUUUAAGAUCGGUCCAAAAAGUCAUCAUGUACUGUUUUUGGUAAGCAGGAGUCGCUUAUCGGCUCUUGUUUACAACUCCACAACAAAAUAAAAGAGAGUCGUUUCCCACAAUGAAAGUACUUGAAAUACUGAAAUUAACCAACAUUUAUUCAUGUGUGCACACCCUCAUGUUUCACACACCUUGGUCUUGGCUUCCAAGGUCAGGGGUUACAGUCAGAUUCAUGCAGAGGCUUUUUAAUUUGGGCUGACACCCCUCUGGAAACUUCUGACCCCUUCAUUAAUUGUUCUUGGUCUGCGAUUGAAACAAUUACUGUCAUCCAGGGGCUGCCUGUCAAGCUGCAGGUUUGCCAGUUAAUGAGUGGGUCAGCGUGUGCCAUUUGGGACCAAACCAAGUAGUUGAGUCAGAAUCAGGGAUUUAGCUGCCUCUCUGACUUUGAGUUAUGUGCUUUAUUCCUGAAAGUGAAUGAAAGUUACUCACUCUCUCACCCACUCACUCACUCACUCACUCACUCACUCACUCACUCACUCGCAUGCAGUGUAACCAGCCUUGUGAGAGGAGGAUGUUUGGCGUGCUUAUUUCAGGUUAUGCACAGCUUUUCUGGUCCAGCAUACUUAUCUCUGCCCCUGGGGAAGGCAGGACACUUGCCUAACUUGAAUAUUUGAGUCCAGAGGGGACCUGGGACUGGUAUCAGCACAGGCAAAGAAAACUUUAUCCCUAAUUAGCUCCUUGCCUUAUGAUAAACCACAGAAACACAAUAUUUCAAAUCUGUCAAGCCUCUUAAGUCCAGCUCAUGUCUCAUAAUGUAGAAUGUACAUUGGGACUGGUAAUACAAGCAUUUGCAACAAACACAACUUUUAUUUUAUUGCGUCUCUCAGUAGGUCAUUUUACCUGAUAGAUUGGGGCCAAGCUAUUGUCACCAUGCUUUUUACACAGUUUUAAUGCUGUUAAAUAAAGCCUCAACUUACUGUCAGCUAACCUCAAAUUAAUUAGUGAUAAUUGAGUAAUGAAAAAUACAUUAAUGCAUUUCUGAUUCAGGGUAAAUGGUAAUACAGGUAGUGUGAACAGCAUGAAGUACCUCAGAUAAACAACAUUAGCUGUGAAUUAGUUGAGCUAAUAUGCACAUUAGUUUUGACGUACCACACUUCUUAUUGAUAUCAUAGUAUUGAACAAUGUCAGUAAGCGGAUCCAGUCUCUGGAGCCACGUGCAUGUGAGUGAAAGUACAAUACAAGGACAGAUCUAGUCAGAAGGGAAUAACACGAGAGAGGGCCACAAACUGCUUCCCGGUGCGAAAAAGCAAUUCUUUUUCUCUUGUUGUUUUUUUUUUUUUGUUGUAGAUUUGUUGAUAAAGGACAAACCCACUGUAGUAAAAGUAAGAGAUAAGUUUUGUUUGUUUUAUCAGAGAAGGUAGACAACGACAACAAAAGUAGACAACUCGUCACUUCACUUCACAUUACUGACUUAAAUCUGACCUACAUUGAGAAGCACACCACAUUGAUGAUUUAAUCGCCUGUUUUUUUCAUAUCUCAAUACAUUUGGCAGAAAGAAAAGUGUCAGUUUUUUUUUAUUUUGCAUAUUUGCUUCAUUAUUAGAGAGGUAGAUCCUCCAUGUAAAAGAGUCUACAUGAGGCCUGGCACGUCUUGAACUAGUUCCCUGAUUGCUGCAAUAUAGGCCAAUCUAUGCUUAAUUCAGAUUCAACAGCCUUCACGGUCUCUUUGCUUGGUACUUUGUCUUAAAGUGAAACUCUUUUCUCCCCUCUUUUGGCCUUCCACUGCUAUACUGACAGGAGUUUUCUGGUUUGCCUCUCAUGCUUUUAUUCUUUUAGCUUCUUUGUAUGGAGUGUAUCAUAGCAAAUUUCCAGAAUGCGUGCGUGUGUGUGUGUGUGUGUGUGUGUGUGUGUGUGUGUGUGUGUGUGUGUGUGUGUGUGUGUGUGUGUGUGUGUGUGUGUGUUUGCUUGGUAACCCUUGGUGCUAAUGCUGCUGAAAGUCCUGGGAUUAAAUGGCAUGAUGUUGGUAAGAACACUUAAUGUUUCUUGAUGAGGGACACCCCUUUGAACUCAGCAGGACUUGUCCUGCCGGCGGCUCACUUGCUCAGAAAUGAUUACCUCAGGUCAGAGGUUGUCUGCAUUUUGCUGUGUUUUCAUGUUAAAGAGAUGACACAAAUUGCUAGAUGUUAUUUCAUAAAUGGAAUGUAACUGUUAUAAAAAAAAAAUAAACAAGUUCGAUGCUGCAGGUGUUAGGGUUAGCACAAUAUAUUUGCUCAUUCAUGCUGUUGAUAAAGAAACUUUGAGUCUUAUUCACGAGAAACGCCGUUGUUCUUGGUGUGGCUGUACGCCUGACUACAAAGGAGAAUAUAUUUUGGUGUUUUGUCCUCUGCUUGUCAUUCAAGCGUGUGUUUUCACUUGCAACAUUGCAACCACUUUCUUUCAAAGAGCAGUCAACCUCUCUGUUGUAGAAACCUGUUGAAUGGUUACUUUUCUACUAUUUGAAUCUUGACUCUGACUACAUUGGACUAAAAAUUGGUAUGCAUGUUUUAGUCCAUUAGAUUUGCAGAGACUUGUACAUUUCUGGCAGUUCUGCAGGUGAUCCAUCACUGUCAAGGUUUCAUUGUCCAUGCUCUUUGUCACAGGAGGGUUGAAGUGUAUUUAGCCACAUGGCAUCAGUGGGACCAGCUGUAAACAACACAAAUGUAUUAUCAGCCCAUACAAGUAUAUAUGUGACUGUUGUUAGGAUGCUGACAAACACAUUUGCAAACUACUUUGUCUUCAGACAAGCAAGCGGGUACAGAAUUAAUUACUGAAUGUCAUUAUUAUUACCAUAGAGACCCUUUUAGUGUUAGUCAACAGUACGAUGACUUUACUUGGGGCUCAGCUGGAGACAAAACAGACCGUAGGAGAAUAAGGGGCUCUCUGAUAUGUCCAGGACCAGGCCAGUAGUCCAUACACUGAGUGAUGAUUUGACAGGAACUCCAAAGGUGAAUUAAUGGACAGACAUGUACAUGUAACAGUUGCAAGCAUUUUUGAUCACCUCUGUCCAGUCUUUAUCAUACCUACCAAAAGUUGUCUUCGUGAAUGUACAGUGAUCAUCUGAUUUAGGGUACAACUCCAAUUUUAAGACAUCAUAAUCACUCCAUCUAUUCUGGCACCCAACAGUAAACUGUGAUUCAGUGCUGAUUUGUACACCUUCAUAUUUAUAGGGGAAGGGGUGGGGUGGUACUAUGCUUUUCAAUAUUCACAAUAGAAAAUGCAAAGUUACAAUGUUUGUUGUCCAUACUCCAUGUACGCAAAGUUUCGAAUCACAUGGUAAACAUGUUGUCAUCGUCUCAGAAAAUAGAUGUAAACCACUCAAAACGUGAGUCUGCACAAAGACGUAAGAUUCACUAUAAUGUCUAUGUUAGUGUUAUAGGCCCUCCUUACUAGUUCAUUUUAGCUUCUGGCAAAGCAGUACUGCCUAACUCCAAUGACGUGUGAAGUGACACCCACAGUGGAGCAGAGUAGUGCUGCUGUGCUGUUAAAUUGAUUGACCACAAUAGAGGGGGCGGGGCUCAAAACAUCAAGCUCUGCCCUUGGCCGGCCUCUGGAAAGCCUCCAGAGAGGUGGCCAAUCAGGAGAAAAUAGGCUUGUGGAGGAGGGAGCCUUAAAGAGACAGCAGCUAAAACGAAGCCUUUCAGAUGGAGGCUGAAAUAAUAUUUUAAUACACAGCUGUGAGAAAUUUGAGGGUUUUGUUUUAAAUCUGAAAAUCAUAUAAAGCCAUUAAAGAGGUACCAGAGAGUCUGAAAAAAUUGCAAUUAAUCGGUUUCAGAUCUACAUCAAAUAGGACUUCCCAGAGUACCAGUUUUAAGUAUUGAAAGCUAAGAAAACAAUGCAUGAAAUCUCUAAUUAGUAUGUUAGUAUGAUAUGAUGCUUGUAUUGAACCUGUAGCAAUGACACAGAGGGUUUAUGCUUAUGAAUGACAGGCUAUCGUAGGUGAUGUAAUUCAAACCGUGAUUAAUUGUAUUAUCAAAUGUAAAUGAGUGAACACUGACUUUUGGCGAUUAAUGUGUUUUGCAGCCAACUUUUGAGUUUGUAGCGAUACAUGACUGGCUUUUAAAAUUGGCCUACAUUCCUCAGAUUCUGGUUCAACAUGGAGUGUAGCUUUUAAGACCUGAUUAGUCCAACAGUUAAAGAGUGUGAAUCUAGUUGCAGUGCAUUUCCAAAGCCCGUCUGAUCUGGCAUUAUGACAUUUCUUUACAUUCACCCCCCCCUCUGGGCACCCCAUACUACGUCUUUGACAUGAAAACAACAGUGCAGUCUGUCUGUGGCCGUUUGGAUGUACAGCUCUGUAACUCAGGGUGAAGGGUCAGAAGUUUGUAUUUUGUUCUUGAGUUUACAUGAGGGUAGAGCCAGUAUCUGGUACUUCGCUUCAACUCCUGCUUUUGUUGUUCUCAAACAACUGUGUCAGUGUAAGCUUGCUUUAUUAGGCAAUAGUACGAAAAUGCUUUGGCCUCCAAAUUUGCCCCACUUGGCAAACUUGCGUGUAACCAACAAAAGGUGUAAUAGAAAAUAAAAGGUGCUACAGUCUAGUGAAAUCCUGCUGCCUUGAAGAUGGCAUGUUAUGAAGCCUAGCUUUGAAAAAUUUCUUUUAUGCUAAACUUUUGAUCUAAAACUCUGUGAGCAGCCUUUCUCUCCUCUGUAUGGCAGUCUUAUGCGAAUCAAAGACUUAUUAUGGUUGAGGGACAAUUGCCUUCUAUAACUAUCUGCUGUCGUAGGAGGAUUAAACGGAGACCCUUACUUUAACACGUAAAGUGGUCUCUCUGUAUCAUCCAAAAUUCCUGAUCGAAUCAAAGCUGCUAGUUUUGUCUGAAAUUAUAGAAAUAUCACACAAAUUUCAAAGGCUUUUCUUCUUUUUCCACCCUGAUACCUUCAGGUGAACUUUUUAGUUAACUCUCUUAAUUUCUGAUGAUUGCUGCUCCUGAAGGAAUGCUUUGGUAGUUUUGUGUUGUGGAUGUUGUUAAGGAGCUGAGUCUGCUUCCAGCACAUGUUGCCAGGGAUCUGUAGCCAUGCACUACUGAGGAAAAUUUGGUAUUACGCAAUUGAGAACUCAAGCACGCUCUUCUAAUAAGCUGUUUCCCAAAACAGAGAUCGCACUCGACCUGUGUGCUGUUUGUUUGUAAAGGGACAAAGUGUUGACGUGUUGUUCAGACUAACAAUUAACAUGAAUUGAGAACUAUUACCAUAACAGUUGGCUAAUGCUCAGAAAUACUUUGGAUGCUCUUAAGGGAACCUGCUAGCUUAGUCAGUUUGAUUUUAACUUUAAAGCGCUUGAAGAGCUUUUAAGUCUGUUAUGAUAACUUACUAGUAAAGCCCCUAAAUUGUCUUUACUCAGUUUACAGUUAGUGUCAAGUUAGGUUCUGUGUUUUUUAACUCAUGCAUUAAAAGUAUGUAAUGAAAUAUAAGUCAAAAUCAUCCCAUCUGAAAUGUAUCAGGAACUCAGACAACAUAGACAUGCACAUUUGUCUGUCGACAGCAGAGCUCCUGCUCCAAAAAUGAACACAGUUUUGGUUCAUUCACAUGUCUUUGUCCAUCUGUGAUAGUGUUGUCAGUUCAAAGCCAUAAUCACUUUGUCGCUGAGAUGUUUGUUAUGACUACAGUUAUGUAUUUCAGAUACUAUUACUGUAAUUUUGGUGUUGUGCAUUAUGUCAUGCUCAUGAAAUUGAGGGAAAUUGCUGUUAUUAGUGUCACUGUAGGAUAAUGUGAAGGAAGACAAGAAUGAUGAUGAUUUGCUGUACUGAGAAUGAUAUCUUUAACUGGUAGAGGCAAAACUUUUCUGAAAGACUCCUCAAAGAUACCAAGUCUGAUGAAAAGUAUAAGGUGUUUUUUUCCCUGUUUUAUUUCAGAUAUUGAGCUCUGCAAUGAGAUAGUGAAAGACUGAGUGGGGAGUCAAUGAAAGUGAUUUAUUGGUCUCCCUUCUGCAUCUCCCAUACACUGCAAAGCUACAGUGGAGCUGUGGUUAAAUUUACUGUCCUAUCCUGCAGAUAGCUAACACUGUUUCAUCCUUUUUGAAAAACAGAUAAUCCCUCACUCUCACAGUUUUGCUCAGAUAUACGCAUAAACAACUAAAUUCUUCAUCUGUGCUUGCUUGUCGAACUUUGACUGAAAUGAGGCUCAUUCAGGCUGUGCCUCAGAGAGGGACAGAAAGCCCUCCAGCUUGGUCAGCCCAGUAACCAGGCUCUGUGCAGCACACUCAGGGAAGCAGAGCCACUUGCUUGUGCAGCGAGUCCCAUCCCCCUCCUCCCACAUUCCCUCUCUCCCUCUUCUCUCCAUAUUGUCCUCUUGCCCAUUUCCCUCAGUGUUAUAAAUUACAAACGACACAAACCUCCAGGCCUAAUGCCCUGCCAUGGACGCCUUCCAAGCUGCACUUUUCGGAGAGCCAAGAGGCUGGCUUCAUUGAUAACACCGGGCACACUGUCCGUCUCUCCAUUUACUGGCUGGAGGAAAAGCCCAAGAUGGGCCCUUCACAGGCCUGGGAGACACCAGCGCUUUUUACCAUCAGCUGAUAGAGCCUUUCUGAGACUUAAGAGGCGCUAGUGCUUUAUUUCAUCUGGCCAUAUAAUCACAUCAAUAAUAAAUAAAACACAAACAGGAUUCAGCCUCCACACCUCAUGCUUAACUCUUUCAAUGAUUCCUUGGUCUUGAAUUAUUCAUGAAAGUUUAUGGAUUAAAGGUCUUCAGAAAGAAACUUGGGGGGAUGUAUGGAAAAAUUCUCUCAAGAUAGUUUACCUCAGCCAAACUGUAGCAUUUAUUAGCAAAAGUAACCCAAUAUUAAGUUUCAAUUUCAAAAUGUCAUGAAAAAUCUCAUACCCUCAUACUGUCAGACAAACAACAGCAAGAAACUCAUCUGACUCUUGGUUACAGUGCCGUUAAUAAUGAUAAAAGAAAGUGUACAGUGGUGGGCACUACGGGAUCCUAAAGAUAUGUUGGUGUCUGAUCAUUAUGAGUUUUGUAGGUCAUACGAAGGAUUUCAAAUUAUAUCUUAGAUUUUAUGGGGACCCAGUCUAAAGAAGUUAAUACUGGAGAGAUGUGCUCUAUUUUUCUAGCUGUAGCCUGUACUCAAGCUGCAGUGUUUUGGACCAGCUGAAGAGUCUUUAGGGACUUAAUGAAGCAGUCUGAUAAAAAGGGGAGUACAAUAACCCAACCAGGUAACAAAUGCAUGGUUAAGGUUUGACAUAUCAAACCUUAUCAGAAUUUCAUCAGACUUAACAACUCUUCUCUAAAUAGUAGAUGACGUUUUGACACAUGACAACUGAGACUACUGACAAUUGAAUUUUCCUUUGGUGAUAAAAUAAAGUUAUUCUUUCUCUUAUUCUUAUAUUCUGAGACAGGAAGUGUCUGAUUUUUAUGACAAACACAGGUUGUCAUAAUUGAAUGUGGCAGCUGAAGGAAAACCCCUGAUCAAAUAGAGCUCUGAGGCUCCUAACAGUGGUGCUGGAUGCAAGACUGAUGCCAAAUAACGCACUUAUUUGAUUAGAACAUCUGAGGUGUAUUGGGCCAAGAACAAUAACUUAGGUUGUGUCUGCGAUGAGCAGCAAAAAAUCUCUGGUCAUGCAGGCCUUUGUAUAUUUGAGGCAUGCAACGUUUGCUGAUUGGUUUCUUUUGGCUUCACUGAUAAGUAUUACUGGGUGUCAUCUGCAUAACAGUGAACAUUUAUAGUGGGUUUCUUCAUGGUACUACCCACAGAAAGCUUAUAUAAAGUGAAAGGAAGUGGACUGAAUACUGAACCUUGUGGAACUCCAUGACUAACCUGAUUGAAGCGGGGUAUUGUGCAUUUUUUUUACUCUAUUCUUCUUUUCUGAUACUUCUUUAAUAGUUUUAGAUGAUUUUCAGGUCAAAAACAGCCUCACAUUUCUCACAGUGCUGUAUUAAAAUAUCAUUAUUUCAGCCUCCGUCUGAAAGGCUUUGUUGUAGCUGCUGUCUCUUUAAGGUCCCCCCUCCAUCAGCCUGCUUUCUCCUGACUGGCCACUGAGGGCAGAGCUUGAGGUUUUUGCUCCGCCACCUAUUUAUUGUGGUCAAUCAGUAGUGCAGCCGAGCAGAGUUGCCUCACUCCACUGUGGGUGUCACCUCGGAAGCUUGGAUGAACUAGUAAGGAGAGCCUAAAACGCUGACGCAGGCAUUUAGUGAGUUACGCGUUUUCUCGCAGGCUCCCAUUUUGAGCAGUUUACAUCUGUUUUCCAAAAUUAUGACAACAUAUGUUUACCUCAUGAUUUAAAACUUGAUGUAGUAUGGACACCAAACAUUGUAACUUUGCAUUUUUUUUUUGUUGAAAAUGUGGAAAAGCAUGAUACCACCCCUUUAAAAUUGAUUGAUUGAUUUGAUAUGUGGGAUUUAAACUAAGCUAAAGAGGUUGCUAUGAUGCUAGUUGAUUUGAACAAGAUUUGAUGUUUAAAACAGUGCCACAUAUUAAAGUGUCAUAAAAUACACUGACUUAUGUAAGGUGCUUUGACCUCUUUAAAGUUACACAUUGAGAAAGUUCCAUACUGCAGACAGUUUACUCACUUUCUUACUGUCUGAUCUGCACACCUUCAGAAGGUCAAACCCAUUCUGUGUCUGCAUUAAUCCCAUUUUGUUCACAUUGACUGUAAAGGUGUCAGUCAUCAACUGAUCUGAAAACAGAAUGUCAUGUAUCUAUCUCCACAAAUGAACCUGACAGAAACAUCUGCUCAGAGACUUUCUCAUAAUGCACAGAUGCAGUGCUAGCCCACUCAGUUCUCUUCGUAUGCUUGCACUUUUCCCCUCCUUGUUUUUUCCUAGCUAGCAGUGAGGGGGGGGGAACUGCUAGUAGAGCCCCACUAUGGGCUGCAGGCCCCUGCCACUGCUCCAGCUGACCCCACAGACCCAGAUCCAGCUCUAAGCUUUAACCCCAUCCACAGCUGAACAUCCAGCUUCAGUUAUUUUUCUUGUCCUGUUUGAACCCAUUGCAGAAAGGAAAUCUCACUUUGCUUACUGAUAGUUUAGUGAGUGUUAUUGUGCGUACAAGUCUCAGCACAGCUGCCAAGGUUGUGUUUUGUUUUUUUGUUUGCAAAUGGAUUUCUAUUUAAGGGUUAAUAUUUAAAGUUAAUGCAAUUAUUGUUCAUUUGAAACAGCACUGAUUUAACGCUGAAAGAAAAGAACAAUGAUUCGGUGCUAUCUUAUUAGCACCAGUAUUAGUGACGCUGUGUAGAUCUGUAAGGUUAAAAAUGCAGCAUAUGAUGCAGCAUGUUCUUGCAGGUUUCUUGUUCCUUAAACAACCUCAAUUCUCAAAGCUUAUUGCACAAGGACCGGCAGCUUUUUUACUGAGUACUUAGCUCAUUCUAGCUUUAAGGAUUUUGCCACGGCUAAUUGUUUUAUUGAGGUAUUAAUGAUGAGUUUUAAAGCUCCAAGUUCUCUGUGCCAAAAAUAUUUGUUUUCAGGUGUUUAAUUAGCUUUCUCUCUGUGUGUGUCACAAGUGAAGAGAGCGUCCAAUUGGUUGGUUGAAGUUGCAGUGACGGUGCUUGAUGUUAUGUUAAUGUUGUUUACUGUCAUGAUGGUAACUAAAGUUUAUUUUAGGAUUAUUUUACAUUAUUGGUUUGAGACACUUACACAACAUUUAUCAAAGCAUGAGGUUCAACUUUGGAAAUGUGCUGCACUCCUUCUAACAGAUGAUGUCCUCUUAAAAUACAAACUUGUGAUUCUUACUGAUAUUGUUAUACAGCCGUGAUAAAAUGCAGCACUGAGCUCACAUAAUGUGACACAUUUCCAAGUGAAUAGUGAGUGUAUUAUAAUUAUGGGAGGGCUUUAGAUCAAAUCCCUCAGAUUUGAUUAAUUUGAUCCAAAGUGCACAUGGCUUAACCAACAUGGUUCCAGUUGGCCAUAGCAGACUGUUUUCCUUCACCCACACAUCAGGUAGCUGAGGUUAAGAGAGGAAAUGAACAGAUUGACUCCCAUCAUGCUCUUUGAUUGGUGUGCUCAAGUUGUUUCCACUCAUUAUCAUGUCACCCCCAUCAGCAAUAUUUUAAUGUUCUUACAGGAAGAAAGAGACUUCACAUUUACCCUAAAAUCAUAGAUCAGUUAAUACUAGAGCAGGGGGACCAAAUUUUAAAUGUGCUAUUUUGAUUUCACAUUAUAAUUGAAAACACGUUUAACGAUCUCCUCAUACUGUAAUUAUUCUCAUAUUAAGACUGAGGUGAUUGGAAUUAUUACUCAAGAAGUUGCCUGUUGAAAUAACAAAAAUAAAAGUUGUUGAAAUGUCCACUGAGAAUUUAAUAUGGGCUGAGAUUUCUGCUGCUAUAAAAUGAAAUUAAAUAAUUAUAUUGAAUUUGAGAAGCAUACAGUAAUAGCUACAGUAAUGCUAAGGCUUACAUUAUGCUUUUUCCUACACAUGAAGAUAUGAAUAAUUUUAAGUUGAAUGCAAAGUGGAUUAUUCAGUCCCUAGUCUUCAUACAUCAUGGAAAUGGCCCCAGUCCAGUUCACUCCACUCAGUUGAGUUUUUGCAGACGUAAAUAGGAGCUGUGUGAAUCUGCGCUCGAUUACUCUUCCUCACAGACGUACGUGAGGUAAUGGUUGUGCCAGGCUGAACCGAAAUUGAAUUGUAAUACUGAAUCUGAAUUGUGCAAACUGAAAUCAAAUUUUUGAUUGUUGAAUUUAAGCAAAAUAGAGAAUUGAAUUUUCAAGUGGGUUGAAUACAAUGUCAAAGCAAAUAUAUUCAAUUUCAAAACAUUAAUUUCAAUUUUAAAUCAUGCUUUUCAAAUUCAAUUUAAUUAUGUAAUUUUAGUUACUAGUGGCACAAAUCUCAAUGUCAGCUAAAAAUUCACCAUAAACCUUAAUCAGUUUGCGUAAUUUGAACCUUCAGGUUAUUUUAGCAUUUAAGAUCAAAAGUGGUUUGCACCAGGCUGUAGUGUUGUUUCAUUUUGCCAUGUGGUAGAGAACCACAUUUAGUUAAAGUAAGACUGUACUGUAUAUUUAAUCCUAACAGUGACUGCUGCCUCUGCAACAAAUGGAACCUACAGAAUAACUACAAGUUUGCCAAUUUUGCUUAUUUGUGCAACUUUUUAAGGUGAAAGGUGAGUAAUUUUUACACCAGUAUUCAUGUGGUAGCUUUACUCUUACCAUCUCAUGGAUAUAAAUGAUGAUUCAGACUGAAGGCAGUCUCACUUGUUGGCCACACUUGUGAAGCCAAGAGGUUAACCCACUACUCAGAUACAGUCUAUGGUCCAAGUACUAUAUAAAGUUUUAAAACUUAAUGUCCUGACUUAUUUUUAUCUGAAAACAAUUAAGCAGUUCAACUGAAAGUUGCAUAAACAUUUUCAAGUACAAAUAAAUAGUGUAAGCUAUCAGGGUAUAUGUGUAAAGUUAUUUUUAGUCUCAAUGCAGAAAGGCUAACUCUAGUCUCACCGCUAGUCUAUAUGCAAAUUCAGGUUAAACACCUCAGAUUUGUAGAUCUGUAUUUAAGUUACAACAGAUUUGUUUUUAAAAGUCUUUCUCCUGAUGGCAGUGUUAAGCUUGGAAGUAGGGCUGGGCGAUAACACGAUAACGAUAUGUAUCGAAAAUUAAUUUCCCUCAAUAUCAAUAUAAAACAUGGUCAAUGUGCUUUUGAUAGUCGUCAUUCUGCCAUGUUUUGGUAGACUAUACGAAUAGCCAAUGAAAAACAUUAAGUGUUCCAGUACAAGAGGCUUUGAUCAGAAAAUAUUACAACACACUGACAGAUCUUAUCUAUUGUAGUCAUUAGGUUUUUUUAUGUAACCUUGUAAGUGAGCUGCAUGCUCACAUUGAAGAGCACAGUUUGAUCUUAUAGAGCAGCGGUGGACACAGCUGAGCUAUGAUGUAUCUUUCAACCUUUAAACACCCUCAGCUCGUGUCAUCGUUGUGAGAUGUGCUCACCAUUCAGCAGUUGCAACACUCACAUAACAGAGCAGCACCUGACCACAGGCCCAUUCAUUUAUCCCCACUGGUUUCCCAUUGAUGCCUCUCCUUAUGACUGAGGCCCAAAGGAAUCUCCACCCAGGGGACCUUUCAACAACAAACGCAGCCAGCUACGACAGCAAGCUGCUUCUCUGAAUGAACAACAAUGUCAUUCCAGCAGUGUGCGAGUGUGUGGCUGUACUGUAUGUGUGUGUGCGUGUGUGUGUAGUGAAACACCACUGGCUAGUAGCAGCAGAGUGAUCUUGUGACCAAGGCCCCUUAAUGACGGUUAGGAGCUGUGAGUAGACUUAACUUCUCUGUAUUGAACUGAUCAGUCCUUAAUUAGCUAAACCUAUUGUUAGACCUGUGACAGUAAAAGUUACAAAGCAUGAGUGACUGCACAGAAAAGUGUUUGACGUCAUAUAUAUAUAUAUAUAUAUAUAUAUCAUUAUUAGCCUUAUGUAAAGGUACAGUCUGUAGUUUUUAGUGGCAUGCAGCAGAACAGACAUGCAGACAUGGUAGAGAUGGGAUGUAAGAGUUUUGCCUUUGUAACUUAGCUAAUGAGCUUUUUAUUGUACAUCUACUGCAGAUCCCCCUCUACAUUGGUAGUGGUCUUUGUCUGCCAUGUUUCUACAGUGACACAAAGCGGACAAACUUAAACUAGGUGCUUUAUUACAUGCAGUAAGAGUUUGUGCAAAAUGUUAGAAGGUCAGAAGAAGAGAGUGGUUGUUGUGAUCGAUGUUUUUCAAGAUACUUGACAGAUGAUUCACCGGAGCUUCUUGUACUCAAAAGCCACUUUCACAAAUCUAGGGGUGAGCAAGGAAGCGUUAGGGCAGAAGUUCACAUUUAUAUAUGCUGCACCUUUAUUUAAAGUAUCGAAAACUUGAGGAUUUCUGUCGCAUGUCAUUUCCAAAUUUGUGAAUUUCUUCGUACCGGUCAGUGCUUGAUGCAUCCUCAAUAAGGCCUUUUAUUCAUAAACAAGGCAAAUUUUUGUGUCACAAAUCAAUAUCCUCUGGGCUGUUGAUCACUGCAGCUUCUAUGUGUGGUUUUCCUCUAAUAUAACUAGAUUAUUGUGGCAGAUGGCUGUCAUCUAUGUGUCUUGCCCAUUUAAACUCUUAGUACUACGUCUAACAUGAUUACUAUUACUGUCAGUACAGAUAUUUGGAUUCCAGGUCAGUCCUCUCAUAGGCAAUCAUAUCUGUGCUGCCUUCACACUCAGUGAAGGAGACUGUAAAAUGCACGCACUUUGUGAAAAUUAGUCUAACUUUCAGAAUAAUCUCAUGCAAACUGUUCCGUAAAACCAGAACCUGCAUGUCAUGUCUUCUUUUAAAUACAUCCUAGUAUUUUUUCCGGCUGUGUUUGUGCAUUUCUACAUUUAUUGCUUUAUUCACUGGCCAGAUAUCGAUGCCCCGUCUGUUUGCUGAAGCUUCUGGGCUGUGUUGUAAAAUAGUCUAAUAUACAUAGUUAUACAGUAUAUCUAUAAUGCAGAUUGUUUAAGCCGUUCAUGUCAGGUUCAGAUUGAUGUAUAAUACACUCAGGAUGAGCCUCGACUUGGCGGUUGCAGUGCUCUGUUUCACCUCUGUACAGCCACAGCCUCACUUAUUUUUGGGACACACAGAGCUGCAUAGUAAUUUAAAUACAAGUUACCAUCCAGGUUUUAGGAGAUUUGUAGUAAUUCUUCAGUAUUUUACGUGUACAUUUUGCAUAUGGCCUUGCAGCUUUUCUCUGUCACUGAGGUUUGUACCAGCCCAACCAGCCCAAGUCUUUAUUCAAAGCCGCAUCCUAAUACUGUCUGCUUUUCAUAGCAAUGAUCUGCUAUCAGAAAAUAACGGACCAUAGCUUUAAUGACACAGCUGAGCAAUAGAGUUUGACAGUAUUUUGGUAGUUUUGACAUUUAUUGGUGCAGAAACUGAAUUUGUUGACAUUAAACAGCAAUGAGUUGUUUUGUCUCCGCUUUCAAUGGCUGUAAUUGUUUCAGUCCACACCUCAACUGUUUGCUGCAAGUGUGCUUGUGUCUUUGCUUUGCUUUGUUUCCGAGUUAUCUAGUUUGUACAAACCCUUGCCCUUUUUCCAACCAUGCCUGGCACAGUGGACCAAGCUUCUGAUGCCCAACACUUAUGGCAAAAUAUGGCAAAAUUUAUUCCAUUAUGUUUUGAACUUUAUACUCGAAAUAGGAGUUGACAGCAUCUACUCAUCAGUUAGGACGCAAUUUAGGUAAAUAGUCGAUGCAUGCUGUUUGCUUUUUUUAUUUCUCCCACACAUUCUGGAUUUUUCCUGCAUGUGAAAGUGAAAGGCGGUCACAUUAGCUUAACUUUUGUCUCACUGUGGUCCUCAUCAGCAUUGUUUUCAUGAGGGAUACCAUUUUGCUAAGGACAGCACUUUUGGUCAAUUUGUCUCUUUUUUGUUAAACUGCAAUCUCAGCACUAAACCAAUGUAGUGUCACCACUGUGAAAUAUGUCUAUAUUCAGUUAUAUUCUCUCUGCUUCUCUCUUCUUCUCAGCCAGAGAGUCAGACAGUACAGUCAUUAUAGUAUAGUCAUUCAUUAAUUAGUAUAGGAUGCCCUAAAAUCUUGUUACAGGAAAGAGAGACAAGGGUAAAAAGUUAAUAAUUAGUGGUGGGAGAAAAAAAUCGAUAUAGCAUAGUAUCGCCAUAUUUUGUCUGGUGAUAUAUCGUAUCGUCUGAUUUACCAAGUAUCAACUUUUCAAAUUAAUUGCUAAUAUGAAGUCAAAUCUAUGAUAAUGGAAAAAUAAAAUCAACUUGUUGUCCAGAGAGGUUGGCAGAGGAGACAUCAUAGAGCAGUAGAAAGUACAGUUAGUACAACAAAUAUACAUGUAUAAGGUUUGCAAGAUGUGCUACACGAAAAUAAAAUACUAAGACAAACAUAACGGAAAGCCAAAUGAUAAAUUAGCUAAACAGUUGAAAAAUUUGUAUGAAUCACAAUAUAUUGUAUCGCAAUACGUAUUGUGAUAAUAUUGAAUCGUGGGGCAACAAGUGAUUUUCCCUCUAUUAAUAAUACUGAUAGGCUAUAGUCAGAUCAUGUAAACUGCUUAACAUGCUGUGGAAGAAGGCAAAUGUGUAUGAUGCAACAACAGAAUAAAGAUGUUUCUAACUGAAGAGCAAACACAAAAAAUGAAUCCCUGCCCAACUCUCAUGCAGAAGUAUCAGUCAGAUGGAUCAGAGCAGCAGUUCUGUGAAUAAUCAAUCAAAAUGUCAACAGAAUACAGCACACGUCAUAUGAUGUUUUGUUGUUUGUUUUAUGCAGUGACUUUGUGCCUGAAAACUGUUGGGAUUAAAAAAACAGAAUGUGUUAUUUAAACGUGAUUUAUCACUGUUAGCCACUGAAAUAUUAAUAGCAAUUAAAACUUACUGGUUCAUCUAUUUAUUCUGAUCCCCCUAUUACCAAUGUAGCAGCUACUCUACAUGAGGCCUACUUUGACAGCCAUAAUAAUAAGGGGAUUUAUAUUUCUGUUUAAGUUACAGAACAAACUGUUCAGAUGUUGGUCUGACUGUGUUGAGAUGUCUACCGGUUGGCACAAGACACUGACAGAAUAUUGAGAUGGAGGAUGAUGGUGUUGGAUAGGAGCUGUUUUUUUAUUUUUCAUUAUUGCUUGGUAUGAACAGAAAGGUCUACAGAAGGGGAUUAGGGCCACUGGGGAAAAAGACAAUAUAUUCAAUAUAUAUUAGUCAAUAUUCUUUAAAAAAAAAAAAAAGUCAGUAUAAUUAAAAAUUUAUGUAUUGCACCUUUUUUUCCCCCAGUGGCCCUAGUCCUUUUUUGUAAAGGUCUGGGGCAGUGAGCUUAGAGGUGAAUGAUGAAUGCUGAUUGUUUGAUUGAAAUUUGUGCCAGAUAUAGACAGAUACAAACUGGAGAAGGCAAAAAUAUUCAUCAAUAAGAAGCAACAUACCAGAAGAAUCUUCCAAUUUUUGAAAUUGUGAAAUGAAAUCUUAGUAUUUGUGGUUCAUGUAUCAAUAUCAGCCUCUUCUCACACUUCCUUGUGUUUGUGCUUAUAGCAUUUGGCAGGUUAGAAGUGGCUUUUCAAUAUCCGUGUGUGAAGAGAUUAAAAGUUGUUCAUGGCAGAGAGUGAACCAAAGAUAUCUACAUGAUGGGAAACUCUUUGAAUGACAUAAAUGGCAGGAUUCCGGACAUUUUUUUCUAGAGCCAGGGAUGUAUUUCCAAUUUAAGUAAUUCUGCAACACUAAUAUGUUCAUCCGUUUAUGUUAUAUUUAUAAAUGCCUUGAAUAGCAUUUCAAUUAUCUGUGUAAUCUUUAUUUUUGUGGAGGAAAUACAGACACGUACACAAACAAGCAAAAAGACACAUUCCACUUAUUUUCCAGCUUCUACAGGCCAAGAGACAGUUAUGUUAUUUCAUUGCAAGUGUAUGCAGACUAAAUGUUUAUCUAAUUGAAGAAGCUUUAAAUAGCGACAUGUAACCAGCAAUAGGGUAAAGUUUUUGUCUAUGUCAACGGAAAAAUGGGUCAGAAUGGCUGGAAACUUUCACUGGAGGUAGACUUAGAGGAGCAACUUUCCAACGGGUUCCCAUCACCCGAAUGUGCUCUAUAUUUGUCUGAGCUCAAAUAUUUGGAAAAAUGGGGGGAGCACAAGACGGGGAGGGGGCAAUGAUGAGUGUCCACAACAGAUACUGACCCCUCAUACUCCCACCCCAACGCUACGAGCCUUACGUGCCUAUUUAUAGGGGAAAAUUGCGCUAUGGAAAAAUAUGACAAAGCUGCAUUCCAUAAAUAAGCUGGGAAUGGUGGAAAAGAGCAAACUGCUUAGUCUCUGAAGGCCUGAGUGGAGGUUCUCAGGCUUGGCUUUGGAUUAAGGAUGAAUAGAUUGAUAGAUGGAUGAGCAGAUAGAUAAAUCGACACAUGUUUUGUUUGUUUUGUCCAAUGUUGCUCUCAGUCAGGGCCCUUUGGAUCUGGGCCUUUGUCCCUUUACAGAGCAAAAUGAUCCCAGCAAAAGCAAUGUUGAAUUAUCAGAUAGGAACCAAUUUAAGGUGGUGAUAAGAUCACAUCAGUUUCUAUUGUGGUUAUAUCUUAUGUGCCAUGCAUACCAUAAACAAACUUUCUUCUGCUUGUUGCUCUAAAGAGUCUCGAUCUCCAGCAGUGGAGCAACAGAGUUGAGGACCUGUGUCUAUUAAAGCCACUUAAGUUUGAGAGUGCGUCUCACUUAUUGUUGUUGUCUAUAUUUGCUUUUAUUUUAAGACAUUAAAAAGGAAACAUAAGAUCAAAGAAAUAAUGUCCUGGCAUUAGCAGCAGGUUUUCAAUUUCCUGAAAAUGUUUCACGUCUGGUUAGUUUCUUCCCCUUCACUGUUGUUGACUGAAGGAGAGGUGAAGAUGGAGAAUGCAGCAGUGUUUCCAAAGUUGGUCGAAUUUUGACUCAGACCUUUUCGAGAAACACUGAGGGUGUUUUUUCAGACUCUUAGCACUGAACUGUGUGACUGCUCUGAUUUUCUACAGAAAAUAGGUUCCCCCAACACACACACAUGCACACAGACACACACACACACACAAAUUCUGCUGGUGGACACAGGUCCUAAAAAUAAUUUAGGGGAAAAAGUUGGUGUUCUCAGGGGGGUUUUGAGACCUGAAGCCCACUAAAUCUACAUAUGAUGAGACUUUUUGAGGCUUAUAACAACAUUUAGUCCCACAAGCAGCUUGAAGAGAUGUUAGAGUAUAUUUGAAGUGGGCUUGUCUGAGUAACAUGUCUCUACUAAGUUACUCACACAUGCCACAAUGGAUGUCGGUCAUCUUGUCCCCUUUGAUGAAAAAACCCCAGGAGAGCCAGCACACAAGCCAGGCAACAGUUUUCUUCUUUCUUUCUUGCUAACUGCAAAGAACCUGGUAGUGCAAGUGUGUGAACUGUGAGCUCAUCCCCAGGGUUCAGGAGUGGGACUCGCUGUAACAGAAGUACCUUUGGCUGCAUUGUUUACCAUUCAGAGUCACCUUCUUUGCUAGAUGACGCAUUUUGUUUAUGACUUUCUUCAUUAUCUAGGAGUAAACUCAGAAAACUAAGAAAGUGGAAGUGGGAAUUUAUUACCUUUUUUUUAAUCACAUAAUAUCACAAUCCAGGCUCUGCACAAUAUUUUAACUCAAAGAAAGUACCCUGUAUUUGCUUUUGAAGGGAAAGACUGAGAUGAAAUUAUGAACUUUAGAGAAAAAACAAGGGCAAAUAGAGCCUUUCUUAAAGUUUCAUAGAAUUAAAUGAUCAGUAGAUCUGUCCUCAUCUGCAGAUGAAGUUGAUAGGCCAGUUUCUCUUUCUAUUCCCUGUCAUGUUCCUCAAAAAAGGCUCCAUACAUAUAUUUAUAUAUUAGAUCUCAGCUGAAAUUUUAGCUAGUAAUGGUCCUAAUUUUUGGGUAGAGUUACAUGAUGUCUUGACGUCACAAUGUGACAAAUUCAUUCCAAAAAGUGACGUACAUCUGAGAUCAAGCGGGGAUGAAGACGGAGGAAUCAGCGUAAAUAAAUGAAUAAAACAGUUUCAAGUGGAGGGCAAAGAAUGAAUUAAUUCAUAGUUCUAUGAAUUAAUUAUGGAUGUAUUUAUGUUUUCUGUGUAUCACGGCCGUAAUCAUCAUUAUCAACAUCAUCAAUAUCGUGAAGCACCAAGUUGGUGACUUAUUCUGACCCCGAGGGACAACAGGGGAUAAGAGUCCAGCUUGUGGCUUAGGGUCCUGCUAUGAAUAAGGGCCAGAUGCUUUUCAGUGGCAGACUGUAGCAGGUGGGAGGAAGUAUAAACCUGGAUGAAAGGGUUCUGGUCAGCAGGUGUUAUUUUUGUUCCUUUUUCUAUUAGAGAGCCACUGGAUUUUAAAUACGGUGCACACGGCAUUAAACCAAAUGAAGAGCGAGUGCAAGGAUGUGAACAGUGGAGUGUGGUGCUGCUGUGGGUUAGUUGAAGACGCUGCUUUAGACCCAUGUCAGGUGGAUCAUAGUCAGUUUCUCACAGUUGUACAGUCUUGGCUAAAGAUGAAUAGUUAUCUGAUUUCUUUGCUAACAGGUCAGACACAGUGAGCAUUUUUUAAAGUCAGUUUUCCUUUUACCAGGCUGUUAAGAGUUUUAUUUGAGAAAUUCUGUUUCAAGCCAUCUUCAAAAAGCCAGUUGUGUUGCUGCUGUUUACAAAACUAUGGAGUCAUCUUUAUUUACCAGCACAUUAAUGUUUUUUUUUUAAUUUUUUUUUUAAUGAACAAUAUUUGUCUUACAUCGCUUUCCAGAGCCUUUAAACGCUAUAAAACUAUUUCUAAUAUGAACAGGUACUUUUUUAAACUUAAAUUAUUCACCAACCUAAAUCAAAUAUAGGUGCAUAAAGGAUAUAUAGUAUGUAUAUAAUUUAAAGAAGAGUAAAAUUAGUUAAUAAAUAAACUGAAAUAGAAGCUCUUGUAAAAUAUAAAUUAUACCUGAAAAUGAGUUUAAAAAGAUGACAAAUUUGACAAAAAUUACUGAACAGAAUUGUUUUUUUGGGCCUUUCACUGAUAUUUUUCGCCGUUCAUCCUCAUCCUUUUAGAGCAGUUUUGUGUGUGUGUGUGUGUGUGUGUGUGUGUGUGUGUGUGUGUGUGUGUGUGUGUGUGUGUGUGUGUGUGCGCGUGCGUGCGUGCACAACAUAACAAAUAUGCUGUGGUCACUGACUCUUUCCCCAGUGAGAUUAAGCACUUCCUGGUACCUCAGUCAUCUGCUGCUGUGUUGUUAAGGGAAACUAAAUAAUCCUGUGUGUAGGGGAGAGUUGUGUGUGUGUUUGUGUGCGUGUGUGUACUUCAUCCAAUUACAAAUGCAUACUGGAAGUGCCAUUUACAGAUUCCCUGACAUAACACUCGUUCUCAGAAAUGAUUCAGAAAGGACAACAAAGAGCUUUAAAAUGACUCAAGAAUUUUGUUUCUCAAAGUAAGAAACUGAAAGUGAAUUGACCCCUGACCCUGAUGUGUGCAGUGUGCCUUUGUGCUGGACUGCCCAGCAUGCAUUCAGCCUCAGUCCAGCUAGACAGCCCCAGAUGUCAGGCAGCAGUGGUGGCUUAUAGGACCCCAGACGACUGGUCUUUACAAGGACACGCUCUUCCUGUGGCCCGCUUCCAAGUUCCAGGCCCCAGAGGGUCAGACUACCUCCAGUCCCCUCCACAAAACCCACUGCCAUAACAGCAGCUAAAGAGCUAUGAAUAAACAGGCUGUCAUUGUCCAGUUAUAUAUUUGUGUAAGACAGAAGCUGGUAUUUUUUGUCGUUAGUGUGGUAUUUUGUCUUUGUGGGAAUCUAGGAAGUAUGCACGCAUCAUAGGGGACUGCAAGACAAAAAGACAGAAAGCUUCUGUGCGGAAGACAACUGAGUUUGUGUGUGUGUGUGUGUGUGUGUGUGUGUGUGUGUGUGUGUGUGUGUGUGUGUGUGUGUGUAUUUGUGUAGCAUUUAAAGAGACAGAAAUAGACUCAAGACAGUAGACAUCACCGGGGGUGGGGGGGGGGGGGGGGAUGGUUUAUGGGCGUUGCCCCAAGCAAUGACUGCACAAGAACUUGGAUUGAUAAAGACUGUUUCAAUGUCUAUAUUAGAUUUUAUACAUGAGGCCAUAAAAAUUUGGGUUUAGAGCCAAGGCUGGCAUGCGGGUUUGUCUGCAUGUGCAUUUAUGGGCCAUCUUUUUCUGCUACAGCUCCAUCCAGCAUAAAGAUACUCUUACUCAGGCUUUUACAUAUUUUUAAAAUAUUUGACAGUAGUUUCAGAAAAGAGCAAUAUGUGCAAUACGUAAAAGAACCAUCAAGGAAGGGAGGAGGGUAGAUUGAAACUUUAACAGAUAUCUGUCUGGACAUGACAAGUAAGUGCCUCAUCUUCCCUGAACUGUUGGUUACGUUACAGCUAGGAAGCUAAAAUUAAUUUUGUCCUUUUAAGACACCAGACCACUGGAUACUGGAACCUACCAAACAUCUUAGCACUGGAUAGAUGUGUGGUGGAUUCAAACUUCGAUUAGCCUCAUUCAAGAGUUAAGACUCAUUUUGUUUGUCCUCAUGUAUAAAGCCCUCCGCACUGCAACAGAAAGACAACCAAAAGUGAUAUAUUUUUUUAUAUAUAGGGGAAAACCUCCCCUAGAAACAAAUGUAGCACAAAUAGCUGUCAGACUGCAGGUAUUUCUGAGUUUGUGAGACACCUGCGGUGAUUUAGCUGACAGGGUCAGUCAGAAUCCGUUAUUUAUUUAUUCAUUUUAUUUAUUUGAGUGAGGUCAGUCCCAUUGAGCUUAGAGAUGAUUAAAGUAAUAUAAUUAGUAGGUAGGUAGAGCGGUCAUCAAACAACUGGAAGGUUGGCGGUUCGAUUCCCCCCUAUCCCUAGUCUGUCCGUUGUGUCCUUGGGCAAGAUACUUAACCCACCUUGCUCCCAGUGUGUGUCCUCCACUGGUGUAUGAAUGUGAGUGAUAUGUGGUGGUGGUUGAAGAGGCCGUAGGCGCAAUCUGUCAGCCACGUUUCCACCAGUCUGCCCCAGUGCAGCUGUGACUACUACGGUAGUUUACCACCACCAAGGUGUGACUGUGUGAAUGAAUGAUGUAUCCAGUGUAAAGUGCUUUGAGGGUCUCUGAUAAAGCACUAUAAAAUCUGAUGCAUUAUUAUUAUUAUUAUUUAAUCCAGAAGGUCUUACACAGUCUGUCCAGUUUCAUUAGGUCAGUCUAGGUCCAUGCAGUCAAUAAAAGUCAAAGAGUGACCCCUUUUGUAAUAAUUAGUCAUUUUUAUAAUGAGGAUUCGACUCAGACCGGGAAAUAAGUAAUGAGGACUCAACUAGAUUUCUUCUGUGGUAAAUCGGACUUGAACAGUGAGAACCUGAGAUUUACCGCUGACUGGAGAUUCAUUGACUUGACUUUAACACGAGUCACUGCAAUCUUUAUCUCAAUCUCAACCUAUCUAUAAAGCACCAAUUCACGAUAAGUGUCAUCCCAACAUGUUGCCAAAAAAAGCUGGUCUAGACCAUACUCCACUAACAAGAACCCAAUGUAAAGAUGAGGUCAGACCAUAGACUGUAUAUAAGAUGGACGCCGUGGUUCCGCCUUCCGCCUGUAUACGGAUUUGAAGCCAAGAAGCUCUCGGUAAUUCCGGGUUCCGUGCAACCAGAGCUGCGCAGUAGCGUUGUACGCAGACGUUUUUGGCUGGACGGGAGACUCGGCGCGAUGACGUUCCGCUCAAAAAGUGCCCCCCCCCCCCCCCCCCCCCCCCCCCGGAUGUCCUUCCAGCCUUACAUCGGUAUCGCUAAUAGCUUCCCCGCUCGUCGCGACCAAGAAUAAGUAAGUUCCACUUCUCCUGAUAUAAUGUGAAAUUUGUGAGCGUACUAACUUUUAAGAACAUAAAAUACCAUCAUAACUAACACGAAUAAAGAUAUCAUCUAUUAUUUGAUUGGAAGUAAGUCAUCUCUCUUUGUUGAAAGAAACGGUGUAAAUGUAAGCUAAAGUAGCAUUGCAAUUUAACACUAGCCUUGGUAAAUUAAACAGCAAAAUACGUGAUAUUUUUAGUUUAUCAGUUGUUACGAUAUAUGCUAUUGUCCUGUGAUUAAAAAUGAACAAAAUUCUGAAUGAACAGCAAAUAUUUAUGUUGUUCUUUUUUUAGACAAAGAGAAAAGAAGCUUCAAAGAUGAGCACAACAUCAGCCACUGUGACCAGAAGUAAGGAUAAAAAUUCAUUGAGAUGGAUGCUGAUUUAGUUGGAUAUGAUUUUAGUCAGACUUUUAUUAGGUAAUGUUAUAAAUAUUUUUUUUUGUGAUGUAACAAGAGCAAGCUCAAGUUUUCAAUUCCAAAUUAUAUCUACUGUAAAAAAAUAUUAAACAGCUUGUGAUUCAGCAUGAUGUGGAAUCAUGCUGAAUCACAAGCCAUGCAAGGUUUUGUAGGAAAAUGACUUUUUUUUUCUUUUAUUGUUCAAUACAUUUACAGAAAUUCAACAGCAGGACCUCCAGGAUCUCCAUCGGCAGUUCCCCACCGUGAGGAUCAUCUUCUCUGCCAUCACUCAGAGGAGCCGAUGGAGAUACAGCCCCAAGAAAAUGGACAAAGCCAGGCGCUAUGUGAACAGUGUGAUGGCUACUUUUGUUUCAUCUGUUGGUGGAAGCAUUGUGCAUCAUCCUCAAAUAAAGCACAGAGAUCCUGGCCUUUUUUUAUACUAAUGGAGUUCAUUUCACCACUUUGGGUAAUGACAUUUUUUUAAAUAAUAUUGCCUUGUGUUUGAAAGACCAAAUCUAGUAGGGUGGUGCUAGAUUUGGGAUUUCACCUACAAUAGGCAGCAAAAAAUGGUCAGGAUUUAUCUGCUUUAUUUGUGAUUGAUUUGCACAUUUUGUUUAAUUGUUUACACAAGCACAAUUUUGUGAAUUUUGUUUUACAAAGGUAACCAUCACACUGUUCAAUUCUGUCACAGCUCUUCCUCCUUCUCUCUCUCUCUCUGUUUUACAAACUUUCUGCCAUACCCCAGCCAUUCCACCCGAUGGUCUUCCUCAAGGCGUUUUCCCCACAACGAAUGUAGCAGGGGAUGUUUUUUAUUGUUAGAAAAAUUUAAUUAAUGUUGAAACUUCACAUGCUUUUCUGUGAUUUGCUGUACCAUGAUAAAGUUUUCUGAUUUACAGCACAGAUGAAAAAACACAGUAUAUGCUUUAUUAUUCCAGAGUAUUUGUCUCAAAAUUUUAUUUUUCAUGUAAAGCUAUCAAAAGAAAAAAACAUACCACAACAAAGUCAAUGCAUUUCUUAUGUACUCAUCAUCAAGUGAUUUACAAGAAAAGAGCUUAACAUCAGUCCUAGUAUUCUUGCUUCUGGUGCAAUGGUCAGAUAAGACAAUUCAAAAAGGCUGUAAAGGACUCACACACAGAAAGAUGGGAAAGACAAAUGUCUCAAAAAAAGUUGGAUCCAUUUUAUUCCUAGCAAUAAAAGGGAUCCAACUUUUCAAGACAUUUGUCUUUUCCAUCUUUCUGUGUGCGAGUCCUCACCAUGAAGUGGACAAAGUGUGGUAAAACUGAAAAAACAAACUGACAAUAUGUGUAGUGAACAGCAUGUAAUUAAUGUAAAUCAGAUAGCAUGACAUGGACACUUGUGAGAGGACACUAGCAUUUUAGUAUUUAUUUGUGAUUUAUAAAUACUUUACUCCUUUGCAGAAAACCUGUAUGUUUGUUAUUUUACCAGGAACUUAAAAAGAUAUAAUCUAGUACUUUGGGAGUUGCAUUGGGUGGAAAGGAAACAGGCUGCAGCAGAUGAAUCCACCAUAUCAUCAGUGGUUGGUGAUGAAGUCUGAAAAACACAAAGAAAUUCAUCAAUUAAAUUGUGAAUACCAGCACUUAAAUUCAUUACGACACUUAUGUCUCAAACCAGGUGGUAGCUCAGCAUGAAAACUUUAGAGGUUUUGAUAUACUUGUCCAAUUAUUUAAAAGGUUUCAUUUAGUUAGCAUUCUUAGAGACUACUACUUGGCUAGUGCUGUUACCUUUAUCUAACAGGGCACAAUUGGUCUAAGCAUAAGAAGUUGUUCAUGUGGUAUCACUCAAACUUUUUUUGCAACGUGAUUCCUGUUUUUUUUACUCCAGGCUGCGCCAACUUAAACUGAAAAUGACUGAUGACACUAACUAAUAAUGACCAGUAGAUGGUAGCAGACACAACAACUACAUGCAAAUACCUAAAUUUAGAAAACAUAAAAACAGCAGUAAUUUAAAAUGGAACCACAAUAGUUGUAGUGUUCAGCUCUUGGGAAUGUUUAAAUAACCGCCAUUUUAUGAUUCAAAGUGUUAGUCAAUUUAACAAUAAAUUGUUGCAAAAUUGAACUUCAUAAAAAUUGCUGUCCAUUAAAAAAGAAAUAAUUUAACCUUUGAGUCCACAGUAAAGGCAUGCUCUUCAAAAUGAGCACUGCAAAGACGUGAUGAUCCUGUUGGUUUCCAGUCCUGCCGUCUUGUGUUCACCAGCCACUGCUUCAGCCUCGCUUUGUCACCUAAAGGGAAACUUUACAAAAAUACAAUAACAUUGCUUACUGCCAUUUGUCGAGUUUGUAAACAACACAAAGUUAAUGUUUUGCGUUCAGUUUAAUUCUUGCUUUGUUGCAUAACAGGCUGAAGCCAAAACUCAAUUCAAAGACAAUCACAAAAAAUACCUCAAGUGAAUGAAUAUUCAAACUGUAUAAAUAAUCUAAAUCAUUUCAUCUUGUGAGUGAUAUGUCUUAUGAACAUCCUAUCACAAUUGAGGGAUUUCUUUGCAUGUAAUAAAAAUUUUAAUAUCAUUGUGAUUGAUGAAGUAUAUCAUAUGCAGCUGUCUUUCCAUAACUAAUUACAUUGCUCAUAGUUUUAUCUCAAUCUCAUAAGUAACAGGGCUAUCUAUCUAUCUUGAAAACAAUAAGACAUGAUCUACCAUGCUGCUGUAAAUGAUAAUUGUCAUUACAAAGAAGUAUACUUAUGACUUAUGUAUGUUAUUUGAUAACAUAAAAUAAAUAACAGUUGUGCAACUUGUAUAAGUAAUCUUUUGAGCAUGUCCUUCUAUACACUUAUAGGGUCUCGUUUUCUCGACGUUUUGUCCCAUUAAAGACAGUUUCAGAGCUUUAUCUUAGACAAAUAUCGUUAUGUCACCAGAAGCUGUAAUACUACUGCCGCUGUACGGAGGAGACUGAACCGGUGGUCAAUCCUCUGCCAGAAAGCUAGGACGGUGCAUCCGAAAGAUGCAUUUUAAUUAAACCAUACCUGACUUUAGCGCAGGCUGCUCUCGUUGUAACAUACCCGAGUAAAACUGGUUGAUCCAUUACCAAAACUUCGACUCAUAACAUCAUGACUCUCAUUAUAUUCAUUUACAUGGCCUUGUUCUCAUAAAGUGAUGCAAUAUUAGGGGAAUGACUUAAAUGCGAAUUAAUUCCUUUAACAUUAUGACUUCAUGCCUCGAGUUUUCAUUUCAUGCCCUGAUACUCUGUGGUAGCAUUUGGUUGCUAGUAUGAAUCUGUGUGAUCGGUACGGUUUUUAAUUCAAAUUCAAAGUCACGUAGUCAUAAUAUUGUUAUAAAGAGAAGGCGGAUUUUAAGGGGUUUCCUCAUUGUUUAACUUCUAAUAAAAACGCUUAAAUAAGGCACAGAACUUACCGCUUGGUAUCUGUAAGUAAACCCCAUUAGCUAAAUUAAACCAGACCGUUUAAUGUUAUGUAGCUAGCAAGCUGAUGACUUCAUAAAAAAACAUAACUUACUGAAACAACUGCAAAGAUCCCGAUUUCACAUGUCGGUUAACACAGUUUACUGCAGAACAACUCAUUUUUCCAAUGCAAUAAAAGAGAAAAACGAUGGAAAAAUGUAAUCCUCUUCUCCACUGGCAAACCCGAUCGGACUUGACGAUGGACAAAAAAGAGCGACGCACAAGCAGCAAGUGCAAAGUGUAGAGAAUGACGCAAUUUCCUGUUUUUAUAACUCCUUAUAACUUUUUAAAAUGGAGCUGCAGAGAGAAAAAAAGACCUGAACACAAACCAGUCUAAUAAUAACUACAUGUCAACAUCGCAGUCGGGGGUGAGAAAAGUGUAUUUUCUGUGAAAUUAAUUUCUAAAGGCCGUCCGCCGCUCCAUUCACUUUGCUGGCAGAAGUGGGGUUUAUGACUUGUACUGCAGCCAGGCUCUAGGGGGUGCUGUUCUCGGAGUGGCUUCACCCGGCGAGGAGACAGACGGCGUCCAUUUUAUAUACAGUCUAUGGGUCAGACUAACCCUCAUCUUGUAAGAUUAGAUCCACUCCCAUCCUAUUUUCAUCCACAUAAGUAAAACUCUUUGCAGCAUGUAGCAAGUUACAGUGGAGGGGUAAAUUUCCUUUAACAGGCAGAAACCUCCAGCAGAACCACACUUAUGUUAGACGGUCAUCUGCUGAGACUGCGCUGGGUUUAGAGAGAGGACAGAGGGAGAUGGAGAAAGAGAGAGAGAUGAACAGAGGUGACAAUGAUAUAUGAAGUUGAAGCAGCUGGAAAGCAAGUAGGUCCACAGCAGCAAAACAUCCGCAACAGCGAUCCAGAGAAACCUACAGCAUGAUGGAGCUCAGGGACUCCCAGACAAGACUGAAGUCAGUGACGUUAAUAAGUAACUGUUUAAACUGCUGACCAUAUUUUCAGUUUACAUUUUCAGUUAAAUAGCCUGAGAUAUUUGCAUCUGUGACUCAAUUGUGUUGUCUGCUUUGUUUGUGUUCUCAAUAUUUGGUCAUGGGUUUGUAUUUGGUGAUUUCUCGUGAGUCUCUUCUUCAAUUGGUUGUUAAUCUGGUUUUAGCUGUGUUUUCUGUGUUUUGUAUUUGGCGGUGUAAUUUGAAUUUAUCCUGCUGUUUGUGUCAGCGUUUGUAGCAUGUUUCUAAAUCCAGAGUCUUGUGCUCAUCAAAUGAAUUGAAACUCAUACUGAGAAUGUCCUCUAAGUUGUCUAUCAAGGUUUUUAGGACUGCAUUCAUAAACUGAAGUCAGUUUCCAUCUGUUCAAGGGAAUUUGUGUAACUUCUUCCUCACAGCGUAACCCACGGGACAGACUCUUGUAUAAACACUAUAAAACUGCAAACCAUGCCACUCUGUCAUAUCUACAAAACAGCUUCUCAUUCAGCUCCUUCUCUGAGUCAUUCCUUUGAUUUUUAUAAAGCUCUUUAAAAGCUCUUACAACAGGUCAUCUCUAAUAGCUAACCUAAGGUAACCUCUAUACAGGGAGGUGAUGGAAAGUGUUCUUGAUGUGAACAAACAUCCUGAUUGGAUUAGUUUAACAGGUCAAACAAAUGCCUCGCACUCUAACAUGUGUGUGUUUGGUAUGUGUGAGCACAUGCCUGCUUGAAGAGCAGAUGAGAUUGUGUGUAGAUCUCAUUGAUGUCCUCCACCUCUUAUCAGCGGGCUCACACAAAGGUCAGGGGUUGGGUCUCAUUUUAUUUCAGAAAGGUGAGGUUAUGUUGACACACACUCCCAUUGGUUGUUGCUUUCCCUCUGAUAAAGCUGCAUGUGUAAAUCCUUUGUACACAGGAUGGACACGCUUUGGGGAAAAGUUUAAACAUAAAGAUACAGAAAAUAUUUCCAACAAUGUGGUUUCAGGUAAGAGAAUGUAUCAGAAAGGUUAGUUAUUAUGACCCUCCAGUUAUUAGUGUAGCGUUAGUUAAGUUUAGACUGGGAAACCUUUUCACAAAAGCACUUUUUUAUGAUUGUUAUUAGAUUUAUUCCCACUAUUAGUUUUUGUUUUUUAUCAAUUGAAAGUAGUCACACAUCUGUCAUCCAAAACCAACACCAUAGUUUAUAUUUUGAUAUUGUAAUGAAAAGAAUUGUUUUUUAUUUCUUGAAACUGGGGAUGUACUGAUCUGCUUUUUUCACCUCUGAUACCGAUACAGAUGUCUACAGUUUAGUAUCGGCCGAUAUCGAUCCAGUUCUGAUACAGAAAAGCCGCGCUGAAUUACCUUUUGUUGUAACCUGAAGUUUUACCACUGCCCCUCGGAACGUUUACUGCGCAGGUGUUGCAAGUGGCCGUCAAGUUUGUAAGCUGAGGUCUCCUUUGCUAGCUCUAAUUUGAAAACAAUAUGGGCAUCCGCUCAGCGUGUUUACUUGUGGAUGCCCACUCACGGUGCAUUGCAUAGAGUUAGACUGAAUAGAUCGGCCCCUAUGCAUCAGGCCUAUUGUCGAUACCUGAUCUAGAAUUUUCUUCAGUACCGGGACCGAUACCGAUAUCAAGUAUCGGGUCGGCGCAUCCUUAUCCUCACAAUCAUUUUUGGCCAAUUGAGAAAUUUGAAAUUUCAGAAAACAAAACUAACAGGUUGAUUGUCUGCUUGACUUAGUGUAAACAUUGUAAACAGGUUUGAGUGCCCCGAAAGCUAGCUAAUGCAUUGAUUUUAUUAAAAACAUGACUCAUACAAUGAUGGACAGAACAACAGCCAUCUACGGUAGAAGUCUAAAAAAAAAAAAAAACCUAGUAACAAUAUGUAACGGGGGGAAAACUCCUAACUUGGAUGGAGUGAACCACGACCGCAUUUGUUGGUUUGUUGACAGCAUAGGUACAUAUAUACAUACAUAUAAAUACAACUCUUUUUCUGUGGUUGUUUUAGCAAAAUCAGACAACUCUACGCAUGUCCAGAUGCUUCUAAUCUGAAUAAAGCUUGGUGCAUGUACACGCACGUCAUGAUCAGAUUAUUUGAUUUUGCACUCAUAAAAACAGUGGAUUCAGAGUCGGAUCUGUCCUGCUGCUGACAGUACAAAACUGAAGGAGACAGACAGACAGAUAGAUACUUUUUUAAUCCUAGAGGGAAAUUCAAUGUGAUGUGUGUUUUGGUUUGGGUUGUGAAACCAGUCCCGCAGCUCCACCAGUCUGGUCACUCUGGUUUAAAUGCCUUUGCUCCACCUGCCCCGUUCUGUAUGUCAGCAUCCUAUGAGAUGUAGGCACUUUGUCCAUAUUGAUACACAGUCAAUGGUCCCAGAAUUGAAAAUAUAGGUCCAGAUAUUCCUGCACAUGUGGAUGAAGCUCAUACUUUCAGGAUUAAACUGGUCCUGAUGUGGAUAUUCUUUGCCCAGAAAGCUAAAUUUGUAAGCUUGUUGAUGAAGCUGACAUGAGUGGAGUGGAAACCAUUAAAGAGAAGGAAGUAAGCAUUGAUCUGUUUCAGUGUGCUGUGCUGUGUUGGCAACUCCAUUUGUGCUUCUCUCUCUCUCUGGGCAGUUCAGGGUAAUUGCUUGCUCAAGGACUUUUGAGGCCUGAUUGCUGUAACCCUCUGAGGCUCCAUUUGUGUUUGUCCUAGUUAGACCCAGCCCCUCUGUGAUAAAGCAGCAUACUCAAUAUGUCUGUGACAACUUCACGAAGAUGGGAAGACUCUCUUUGUACACCUUGAUGAUCAGAUUUCAGUCUUGCAGAUCAUCUCCAGUGUUGGAUAUUUGGUGUUUAUGCUAUUAAUAUCUCUCUUUGAGGAUGGUAACCCGCCAGCCUGUUAGGUAUAUUACUUGAAAGCAUCAGUUCUGUAUCUAAUGUGCACGGUGCACAGCAUACUCACAUACAGGCUCUGCACUCUCCACAUCAUAGUGCUGCUAUCACAGCGCUGUGAGGGGGCAGUGAGCUGCAGUGCAAUAAAACACUGUCUCUGUGAUCAGCCUCAGUCCUCUCAGUCUGUGCUAACCUGCAGCAAAGUGGUCAACAUGAGCCCGCGCAGCAUCUGAGCCCUGACUCAGUGGUCCACCUGUGUUUUCCAGAAAUUCACUCACACACACACACACCUGCACACCCAUGCACUCUGACACACGUGCAUGCUCAUGCACACUCAAGCACACUGACGUCCUACAUUAUUUACGCCCAGUGUAUCUGCAUGCAAACGGCCCAUUUCGAGACAAUCUGAUCACACAGUGGAGGUUUCACCCGGUCUGUUCCUUCACUCGGUGAGAAUAUCGCCGGGGCGGAAUGGAAACUUCAUUUUGCAGGGGCUAAUAUUAGCCUGGGCCUCUGGAAAAUUCCUUUUAAAUGAUCGCAAGCUGAGAAAAGGCAAAGAAUUUGUUUAGCGUUUUGCUUGACAGUAUUCUCUGCAUACAUGGCAGUUUGUUUCUUUUUAUUUUUUUCAGACUCUACAGCACACAGGAGGGUCCUGGGAACACAGAUGUGGAGACAGGGAGGGCUGAGGGGACUUUUGUGUAUGAUAACUGCCUGACUGUCUUUUCUUUUUGGCUCUUCAAGUUUCUGCUGACACUUUAGGAUUUGAACCGUCAUAUUGCAUCCCCUGCCAUUGAACUGAUACAGAUACCUCUAACUCCUUCAGCUCACCUUGUGUCACCUGCUGUGUGUGUGUGUGUGUGAUUUGGAUUGUGUGGCUGCUGUAACACAGACUGCAGCCCCGGUGCUCUCACAGUUACUUUACUCCAGCUCUUUGUUCCAGUGUGUACUGAAGUAUUUAAUUUUAAUACAUGUUUAAUUGGUUUGCUUCUAAGUGGAUGUAAAUAGCCAUGUGGCUCCCUGCCUGUUUGUUCCCUUGUAGCCCCUUCACCGUCUGACCUAUAUUUAACUCUUUUAUCACUAUAUGACCCUAACUUUAUUACCUGUGUUUGUGUAUCUGUGUGUGCGUGUAUGUUUUUCUAGGAAAAUCCCACCUGGCCAUAGUUCAGAGAGUGAACAAUGAAGGCGAGGGAGACCCUUUCUACGAGGUUCUGGGUAUUGUCACCUUGGAGGAUGUUAUUGAAGAAAUCAUAAAGUCUGAGAUCCUGGACGAGACUGACUUGUACAGUAGGUUCCCUUCUCAGGCUUAUACUCUCAUGUGCAUCUCUAGUCCUCCACAGUUAGAGAACCAGUCAAAAAACUAUGAUCAGCUUAACCAAGCUCUGUGGUUUUGCACUUUAUAACAGCUCUCUUCAAAACUACUUACUGUGGGUUUCACCUCGUAGGCAAUUGGUAAUAAUAUUUCAUACACAAACACACACAUGGGUACAUUUCUUCCUGGGAUCAAAUGACUAUAUGUAAGGUGGCCCCAGAUUUUAGGUGGAAAGGCUGUUUAAAAAAAUACACUUCCUGCUCAGCACCAAACAGCAGAUUAAAACAUAGAGGAGCUUUAACGUCAGCUGAGGAUGUUAACAGAGAACUCAUCGCUGCCACAUAAGCCGCAGUAACAGUUUGCAACAUCUUGUUUGGUUCUCUCAAAGUGAAAACUGUUAGAACUACCUUUAAGUGACAUCCGUUCACACUGAAUUUCAGCCAUCACAGCUUUUAAACACUCCCUAUCUCUCAUUGAACGGUUUAUUCUACACUCUUGAGAAGAUAUCGGCCUCUCUAGAAACUUUUCUGCUGUUAGGACUUCACAGUUGCCAUACCGUUAACGUUUAUAGAUUUGUCACUAAAAAUAGAUGUGUGCUGUGUCUGACAAAGCUAAUAAUGAGUACUGAAAGUGCCAGGUCAUCCAAAAAGUUACACUGUGGGCCUGAAAAACAAAACAGUGUGCUGAAAGUAGAUGAAGCAGACAUGGAUGUACAUACAGACACAUUUUGAAAGGAGAGGGUUCAUACCCUGCGAGGUGACAUGAUAAGAACUUCAUGGCAUCUUCAGAUUGUAGCACUGUAGUCUGGACUGAGUUUAAACCCAACCUGCUGUUUGACGUCAACAGCAAUGAGCUGUUGUAGCUGCUUCAUUUGCAGACUGAGCAUCUUCUCCACAGUAGGAUAUAAUCAGCCACCGGCUUACAGCACAGUGUACAACUUUGAGUAAAGUAUGAUUCAUUCUUGACUAGUGCUGUGUUUCCACAUAGCCCCCAUGAGAAACCAAGGCUGUAACCAAGCUUAAUGCGAAGCUUUUGGUCACAGUUAAUGAUCCAUCAUGCACAUUUGAAGACCAUCAUUUCACACCACCUUAAAUUGUAUGCAAGAUAUUAUUGAUUAUAAUUUGUGUACAAAUAUUAUUUGAUUAAUGAUAUUCCUGUAGAUAAAAGUCUGCUUAAAUGUUUUUUAUUUAUUUAUAAAGAGUCUCCUUUAGUGUUUUAAAGCUAAAAGCUGCAUUAAAACCAACAUGAUACAUCGUAAAGUGUUGAUAAAAGCAGAAUUUGACGGUUUGUGAAUCAUUCGAAGGAUAUGUUCAGUUCAAAAUAGAGCAAAGACAGCAUAUCACAUGUUCAAACUUAAUAUUAUGAUUGUCUUAUGAAAAUUCUGUUCUCAUUUAAAGCUCACAAUACAGUCCACUACAUACAGCUUACUACAUUGGGAGUGGUGAGUAGGGGAUGAGUUUUGGUUGGACACAGCCACCUUUUGAUAUUUUCAGUAAAACAAGAAAACAACCCAGUCUCACAGUGUAUAUUAAAUGCUGUUUUGGCACUACUUUCUAUUAAAUAUAGGUGCAGUGUGGAGAAAUGGAAAUAUUGAGGGAUAUUAAUCAGACUCUAGUUAAACACGGUCCCCUGUCACUCUUACCAUCAAUUUGUAAAUCUGAAGUGAUGGUGACCUGCAAGGUCAAGAAGCUCCUGUGAUGCACAGGUGUGAUUCUCCAUUUGAAAAGCUUUUGUUAUCAAAAACAACUUAACUAAAACAAGCUUUUUUUUUUAUUUGGAGAGAUUAUUUGCUAGUUUUAACACUUUUUGGGUUGUUAUUUUCCAUCUUGACAGUCUGUUCAGCCAAAUGUCAGAAAAUACCGCACACUCCGCCUUGAAAUUAUUUGCAAACCAACAAAACCGUUUUAAUGCACAUUUGACACAACGCCCGGACUGUUGAACUUCUGAAAUUUUUAAAAGUUUGGAUUUUAUCAAAACUUAAACCAUCUUUAAUGUUUCAGGCCAUGAGCAUUCUGCAGAUUUACACUUUUGAGGGUAUCAGUUUGGGUCUGUAGACAUGGAUUAUGUGCCAGUCCUCUUGCUGCCCUUAUACAUAUGGCUGUCAGUAAUGCUAAGAAUGUGGUAAGCUAACAUUGUAGCCCCCUAUAGUUCUCGUUUAGUUCCGAGAAGAACGCCACAGCUACAUUUCCGGAAAAAGAAAUAAGCUUUGGGUAACUCAAGUUUAGUCACCCUGUGACCCAGGAGGACUCACUCUGUGUCUGUGGAGUGGCGUGGAUCAACUUUUUGCUGUUGCAGAAAAAGUUUGUUUUAGUUUGUGUCUUACGCUUGAUUUUUCAUUUUCCCUUCUCAGCUGACAACAAGACGAAGAAGAAAAUCACCCAUCGGGAAAGGAAGCAGGAUUUCUCGGCCUUCAAGCUUACCGACAAUGAAAUGAAGGUUAAAAUAUCACCUCAGCUUCUGCUGGCUACCCUGCGUUUCCUAGCAACAGGCAAGUGGGCUGUGUUACUGCUUGACUUCCCCCAGUGUGCCCUCAGCCCCUCACUGCGGGGAGAGAGAGUGUGUGUGCGAGUGUGUGUUUGAGCUGUUUGUGUGUGCAUGUGCCCAUGCCGGCUUUGAGUUUUGGGCAAGUGGGUGUAAGGAGGAGUGAGUAUGUGUGUAGAAUGAGUAUCUGCUGUUUGUGGGUGUGAGGGAAUGAGUUGUGUGAGGACUCACAACAAGCUUUUUGGUGCUCUUGCGUGUUUUGUGUGUGUGUGAAGUGGUGGAAGGCCUCUUGGGAGUACAGCACGGGAUGUCUGUGGAGACUGCAAAAGGAAAAAAAAAAGGCAGGCGGCGUCUAUUUGCUUGCGUGUCAUGCACCGGGGGUUACAUGUUGGGAUCUGAGCUCACAGCUUUAAAAACACCACCCUGUUUGCUUACACUCGUUCCUCAGUGACAUCACGUCCAGCAUUUUUGGCCUGUGAUCAGGGUUCUCACACAAGUCGACAUACUUAGUGUAAAAUGUGAAAUAUUUCACCCGCUUUCCCUUGGGAAAUGGAUUUCUGAACAGGCUGCAGAAUAUCCAGCAGCAGUGCUACAUCAGCAGCAGCAGCAGCAGCGGAGGUUGACUACAUCUCACUGCAGAUGGAUUUGCUUCAGAACUUUGACCUAGCAGCUAAGCGUUGAUUAAGUUUCUCUAAAGGCUAUUAGGGGGUUUAGUUCCCGGUGGUGGAGCCAGCUGACACAUAUCACUGCCGCUGAGUUGGACGAGCCGGUUGGCCCGUUAGAUGGUCGAUGGAAACCAGUAGCAACCUGGAUAUCAAAGUUGAAAAGUUGUAAAUACAUUUUUGGUCAGGCUUGUGUGUCAGUUCACUCACACAGAUGUAGAAGCAGCUUAAAACUACAGCUGCAACUAUAUAUAACAGUCAAUAGAAAUCUGUAAAAAUACUAUAGCAAUGAUCCAAGUGUGUUCAGGUUCUUCUCUUGGACUAAAAAGAUAGUUUUGGUUUUUUUAAGUAAGUUUUAUGAUGGACUCCAUAGUUGAUUGAAGAGACAGCAAAUAAAAAAGAUAUCUUCAUGGAAACUACUAAAAUUUAAGUUUGUUUUCAGUCUUUGCUGAACAUGGAGCUCUCUGACUCAGUGGUUUAUCGGACCAAUAUCUGGUAUCAAUUAGGGGUGGGAGAAAGAAUCGAUACAGCAUAGUAUCGCGAUAUUUUUCUGGUGAUAUAUCGUAUCGUCUCAUUUACCAAGUAUCGUUUUUUUUUUAUUAAUUGCUAAUAUGAAGUCAAAUCUAUGAUAAUGGAAAAAUAAAAUCAACUGUUUGUCUAGUGAGGUUGGGAGAGGUGACGUCAUAGAACAGGAGAAAGUUAGUGCAACAAAUAUAUAAGGUUUGCAAGAUGUGCUACAUGAAAAUUAAAUACUCUGUGAAUAAGACAAACAUAAAGGAAAGACAUGCUAAAUAAGCUAAACAGUUGAAAACGUGUAUAAACCACAUUUUGGUAUUGCAAUACUCACUGUCUUGCAAAAUGUUGGAAAUCGUGAUAAUGUCAUAUCGUGGCCCAAGUAUCGUGAUAAUAUUGUAUCAUGGGGCCACUGGUGAUUCCCACCCCUAAAGGUAGCUUUCUUCUCAUGUAAUGUCUCGGUGUCAGGCCAUGUCUCUUUAACUUAUAUCCUAAAUUCUCACACUGUGUGCGGUUGUGUGUGUGUGUAUGUAUGUGUGGGUGGGUGUGUGUCUUUGUGUGUGUGUGGGUCCAUGGGUGUAUGUGUGGGUGGAAGGGUUGGGUUUUUGUCUUCAUUGUUGUUUUUAGCCUCUGUGAAGCACUUUGAAUCGCAUUUCCUUAUGUAAGAAAAAGUGCCAUAUAAAUAAAGCUAAAUAUAAAUUGAAAUUAAUAUCAAUAUUGGAUUGGGACAUCCCUAAUCAUUUAUGAACCUGUAUGGCAGGUAGAGUGGUUCAUGCCUGCCUCUCACUGCCUUGGGUUCCAGGUCUUUUUCAACAUACUCCAUGUAGAGGUUGACUGAUAUCAGCAUGAAACAGGGUGAUAAUUAAGAGUUGGGAGUACAGCAGGAGAAUGGAUUUAGAUGAGGGAGACUUCUGUCCAUAUCAGAAGUGUUGGCACGUCUGCCUGUGUGUUCAGCAUCACAUAUUCUGCUGUAUGGGACCCAAAAACAGAUGUGCCUGCAAUCCUGCAUGCUUAAAGUGGAAGAGAAGGAACUGAUCCAUUGUGUGCAGUGAGAUUCAACAUUAUCAGAGCUGAGAUCAGAACAGUUGAGAUUAGGAUCAUGGUAUCCCUUCCUUCAACCCCUCUUUAAAACACUUGAGCUUUUCUAUGCAGGAAAUCUUAAAUAGAAAAGCCCAAAAAAUAACGUAAGGGUUUUAUACUACCUAAACUAAGCAGACUGCUCAUCCAAAGAAUAAUGUGAAGAAUUGUGUUAAGCAACAGGAAAGUCGUGUAUCCUGAGGCUAAACAUCUGGGACACCUAUAGAGUAGCUUUGCAUGAUCUGCAGCUCAAAGCUUAUUUAUCUUACACUGGCACCCAUGAAAACCCUUGUUUCAGCGCUGUCCAGCCUCUGCCUGAAACACUUUGUUUUGGAGGCUUUUCCAGUGAUGUAAAGUUAGACACAGCUUGUGGACAUUACUUUUCACACAACUCUGUAGUCAUGAAACAACCUUAAAGUUAUGCCUUAUCAAAAAAUGUCUGAAGCUACAGGCCGCACAUACUCAGCUCUCUUAGCAUAUGUUGGCUGUUGUACGUUAGCUGCUGUUAUAAGGUUACUUAGAGCUUGUGAUUUCAUGGAAGGUCUUUCUACAUGUAACAGUCCCAGGUUUCAUACUAGCCCCUGCUUCCAAAGGAGUCAUCUAUGAAGUAGUAAGCAUGAACAGCUAUGAAGUAGCCACUCGUUUUUGGUGUCUUGUUUUUUUGUGAAAGAAAGUAGCUGUAGCUGUCUUUCACAUCUGGGGAGCAACUUUAAAGGGGAAACUGCAGCCGCCUGGUGGGCUCGUCUUUAAGCGCCUGACGUCAAGUUGUGGCCUUGUGUCAAAAUAAACAGUUUAAAGUCCCACUCUGAUCAUUUUUUUAACUACUUAAAGUGUUCUCAGUGGUCUUUAAAUUGUGAUAAUGAGGUUUUUACCAAAAAUUGCAUUAUAUGUCAUUUUCAAGGGCUUGUCUUCUGCAGUAGAUCAUUAGCAAUUUGCCUCUGAGUCGUUAGCUUGCAGCCUAACACUGCCGACCUAGUUGAAGUUGCAGGUAACAUAGGAGCUAAUGUCUUUAGGGACAUGAUGAAAGUUAAUAUCAUAAUUAGCUUUCUUACGAGCAUUGCAAUCCACUAACGCACACGCUUGUUCUACGACCGUCCUCCCUAUUUCUCCUCUAUUUGCAGAGUCUGGCCUGCAGAGCAGAGCUCUGGGGGCGGAGCUUGGAUUGGUUACGUAUGAAAUCUCACUGUUUCUGAACCUGCCAUUUGGGUCUGCCAGAGAUUCACAGAGAUUUGACUGAAGAAAUACUAUGAAAAGCAAUUUCACAUUUAGUUUUCUCAUGAUAUGUCCUUUAGCAUCAGAAAAAUGCCAUAUGAACAUGAUAUUAAUGGGUCUUUAAAGAAGCCAAAGAACAUGUCUGGAGAUUAUGCUGUCAUAAUCUGGCAUCAUGGACGUCCAGAACUGUAGCAUUAUAUACAGUAUAUAUACAGUAUGUGCUAAAAUAUGGACCAGCAUAAUGAGUCUCCUUCAACUAUGUAUGUAGACUUGCUAAAAAUGUUGUUUUUUUGGGGGGUUUUUUGGUGUCACUUGGUCAUGAGGAGGUUCAUGCUAAGCCUGCAUGUGCCUAAAGUUGUUCCUGGAAUUACAGUCAGUGUUUGCAGAUUUUAAUCAAAGUCCUGUUUGAUUUGUAAAAAGUACGAAAUGUAUCAGUGUAGCAUUCACAGACACUGUUUAAUGCAGGACGCAGCUGUCCAGAACCUUCUGUCAACCACUUACAGACAAAAAAGAAUGAAUGUCAUUAAACUAGAACAGAAGCUCUUUUUUAAAGCACUGAAUGGAGCCAUAUGUGUGCAGCAAUGGAUGUGACAGUCAUACAGAUGAGCGAGUACAGUGUACACUACAUUACUCUGUGGGCUGCCACAGGGAAUAGACGGCAAGAACUCCAUCUCCAGCCCAUGAGGGGUCACUCACAUGAGAAUAAUGAGCACAAACUUUGAUAGAUUUACUGUUUAUUGAUUUAUUCUUUUUUUUUUUUAAGACAAAUGAAACUCUGAAUUUUGUUCAUAUUAGAAAGUUCCUCUUUGGGAAAACUAUCUCAUUCCAAACAUUUGCUUCAAUCACUCAGUGGGCUCAGUUUAAUGAAUCAUUAAGUGAGAGCCUCAAGCAUGUGUUCCUGUCAGCUCAGAUGCUUAGCCUUUGAAAUACCACAGAUUUAUUUAGCCUAAAAAAUAUGAAUCAUUUAUCUUCAAAAAGGUCUAUCAGCCACACCAGUGUUUUUUUUAGAGUCUCAACCUAAAAUGAAGAAUUGUCUAGACUGUAAUUUAUGUUUCACAUUCCUUACUGUCUGCCUCUCUGUCUCUCUCCUUUUUCAGAGGUCGAACCAUUUUCACCAGUCCAAAUGUCAGAGAAGAUUUUGCUGCGCUUGUUGAAGCAUCCCAACGUCAUCCAGGAGCUGAAGUACGAUAAGAAGAACAAGCGAGCAGCAGAGCACUACCUCUUCCACAGGAACAAGCCUGUGGAUUAUUUCAUCCUCGUCCUGCAGGUGUGUGUACAUAAUGAGGUUCAAAGUGAAGGAUGUGUCUCUCCUGUAAAAAAAAGACCUACUCUUACCAAAGUACAAAACACUGUCCAUCACAGUUGAGACAUCUAAGGCAAAGACAUGCUGCUGUUAGUGCUGCAAGCAUGUUUUUCUUUCAUACCACAGUUUCUCCUGGUAUUCAGAGUUUUCCUUUUAAGUCAGGCUCAAAUGCUGUUACACAAAGAAUAAUGCUGCGCCACUGUGUUCCAGGUUGGUAGUCCUAUAAACCAAUCAAUCAAUCAAUCAAUCAAUCAAUCAAUCAGUCAAUCCAUCCUUUCAUUCUUUCUUAUUAGGCUGGGCUGAAUCACAAAAUGUAAUGAAAUUUAAUUUGAUGACGUAAUAAGAUUUCUUAGUGUAAAUAGACUGUAGUAUUUCCCAACAAAGCAACACAUCUCCACAGAACAUCAGCAACAAGUCAGGAUCACUGAAGCUAACAAGACUGGACUUCAGGCUUCUGGUGCUACCACAAUACUACACAACCACAAGAUGUAAAAUCACUCACUAUGACACCAAUAUGAUGCUGUUGGCGAUUCAAAGGUUUAGCGACGGCAGGACUUUGCAACAGUGCAAUUGCAGUGUUCAGAAAAAAAGGAGAGCUACUUAGAUGGAGAGAGAGACAUGGCAGAGAGUAUUUAGCUGUGUGUACAGAAUGAGUGGAACAUAACUUCAUACAGAUGGGGAGAGGAGGAGACAGGAGUUUGAUGUAUCGAGUCCUCUGAUGGUCUAAACUUGGUGCAGUAAAAGCAAGAUGAUCGAACACAUGCCUGAGUCAGAGGGAAACUUCAUGCUAUUUUUGUGGACAAAGUAAAUCUGACAAAACAUUUAACGUUUCAUAACUAGGCAUUCAAUAGGCGGUUAAAUAGGAAAUUAAUCAUGGCAUUUUAGAGGAACAAUGGGCCAUAUUUGAAGGUUUUAACCAUUGAGGACAAUGUCAACUUGAGUUUUGAAGCCUAAAGACUACCUCUACACUUGUGCUGGUGCAACCAGGAUGUGCACAGAAGCAACACUGCUGGUAGACCAAAGCAUGCAUUAUACCUGCUGAUACAACAUCAGGGAUCCCUCAGGUUCAUACUGUCCACAGCAGGUCAGGUUCUUGUGCUGAUAUGUAGCUGAUAUUUGUGGUUAUUGAAAGUUCCCCGGUGUCAGUGUUUAUAAUGCUCUCUGUAGAAUUUAAAACUCAUAAAACUAAUGCAAUGAAUAAAAUGAAGACUUGGUUAUAAAUCAGCAUAAUAAGAAGUAACUACAAUUGCAGAAUCAAUAAUACAGAUAAAAAUUGAUUAUGAAUUGUGACAUUAUUAAAUAAUACAAACACAUCACAGCUAACAUUAAGAUUUAGUCACUUCUGAGCUGAUAUUACAUCCCACUGUUACACGUUACAAAAUAAAAUGCAGAGAGUCAUUUUAAAGAUCUGUGUUCCAGACUCCAGUCGUCAUGUUAGAUCUCCUUAUGCAGGUUUAUUAGCCUAUAGGAACACUCCCUAUAAGCAGCCACACAGCACACAUCAUAUUAGUUCUAUAUAAUGUGAUCCGGUAUAUUUUCCAAAGUGUAUGUGGGCUUUCCUGUCAUACUGUGUAAAGCCAUUUUAUAGGAAUGUUAGUUAGAAAGUAUUGAGCUCAGCUGUUGUCCAACAGUAGCUUAUACUAUCAGAUCCUGAUGAAAUUUUCUUCCUUCUUUCUUCCUUAAAAUGUACUUCUUGUCCGUCAUUGUUCAAGCAGGUUGAGCAUGAUCCGUCAGAUUUCCUGCAUGGGCACAAUCUGCAGCCUGGAACACAGUGGUGCGAUACUGUAACAGCAUUUGAGCUCCCUGACCUCAAAACGAUGUUAGAGAGAAAUAUCUAUCAUAAGCAUGUCCAUCUAACAGAGCUAAACUGCAGGUUUGUUCCUGCAGGGGUCACACAUCCCAAAAAGAUGGGUAUGGCAUGACUUUACAGCAGUGCAGUUUGGAUUAAAGAUAGCAGCUCAUUAGUUAUACAAAUGUCUGGACCAACAAAAACUAUACGUCAGUAUACCCAUAAGAAACGUGGAUUUGACAGUCUUUAUUUGUACUUAGUGCUGUACUGUGCUGUGAUGCCACUUUUAAUUGUUUUAUUUUAUGUAAAUUUCUCUUUGCUGACACUUUCACUGAAGAAGCCAAAGAGUGACAACGAUUAAUUCAAACACAUCAGAUCAAAGUCAAAGCUUCUCACCUUCAAGUGCAGUUUGAAAAUAGGUUGCAGAGUUUGUCAUUAAGUGUUUUAGAAGGGUUUUCUGGCAUUACAGUCCAAAAUUAAAGCUUUUUUUUUCUCUGAGAAAAUCACUCAAAGUAUUUGGAGUGUAGCUAAAUCUCCAUUGUCAUAUUAAUUGACACUCAUCACCUAUUUUAAUUCCUCUAUUCAGCCGGUUAAAUCAUGUAAAAUAGCUGCCGAUCCAGUUGAGGUCCACGAAGGACACGUGUGGGGUCACAGCCCCAGAGACCAGGUUUAGGAGCAGAUUGGAAGCUAUUACACAGGGUAGGGAUUUUCUAAAAGUAGUAAAAAAAGAAAGGAAAGAGGGAAAGGGAUUUUCUCUGAACGCAUGGGCAGCUUGAAUAAAUGUUUUCAAGCAGAAAAAAUUGCAAAGCUGUAGCAGAAAUCCCAGAUAGACUAGUAACUGACAUAACAAAACACUAACACUCUGUAGUUCACAACAAUGUGGAGCUGUCCACAGUCUGAGGACACAUAGGAAAGUAUAAAUAAAAGCUAUCUUAAUCGCUGAACUUUUUAUUGUGUAUUUUUAAAAUGAUGUUUUUAAGACAAAGUGCUUAUUGGAAGUAUGCUAAAGUGAACCUCAUCUCACUCUGUCAGGGGAAAGUGGAAGUGGAGGCAGGAAAGGAGGGGAUGAAGUUUGAAGCAGGACCUUUUUCCUACUAUGGGAUGAUGGCUCUGACAGCCUCACCAGGUAAGAUUCUUGCACAGCACACCGGUCUUUGAGAUUCAACCAUUAGUGAGUUUGGUGAGUUUAUACUGCAUUGGGAUCCACUUGUGUUUACUGCCAUAAAAGAAAAGUCAGAAAGAGGACCAGGCUCCAAACUGAAAUGUGUCCAUAGUAUCGAAUAUCAAAACCUGUCUAGUUUCAACAGUUGUGUUGGAAACUGGAUCACAGCACCAACCAAGAAAGAUCAGAUCAGAUUGAAGGUCUUUCAAGAUUAAAAUUUUUAGUAUACUGUGUGUGAUACACUCUGUCAAAUAUUUGUUAAAAAAUCCCUUUGAGGCCCACAUGGCUUUCCUGCAGUGACAUCACGUGUCAGCGUCACUGUCUGAUCUGCUCAGUUCUCUCAGUUCAUUCAUAAACCUCAGUACUAUUCUAACCCUUUCACCUCUUUUGAUUCGCAUGGGUGGUGGGAUCUGAGAGACACCUACUGGUGAGAAAGCAGAAAGCCUUUUCUUGUGGUGUGAGCGGCUACUUAGCAGUUAGACACCAGAAUGAAGUUCAUAUUUGAUGUAAUGUGAUGGGUCAUCAGAGACAUGUGUUGUUUGUUUACACCUGGAGAAGUGAAGUGAACUGCAGGUUACUCCUCUAAAACAGGGAAUAUGGGUGGUUAUAGAAAUGUUCUGUUUAUGCAUCUUCAUUAUAUUGAUGUUAACAAGCUGCCCGCCUUCUUUUAUCUCUGUUGUUUGUUAUUUUCCCUCUCUUCCCAAAGUGCCUCUGUCCCUGUCUCGCACAUUUGUGGUCAGCAGAGCUGAAUCGUUGGCAGGAUCUCCAGGUACGGUGGGCUCCUCUCUUUUAAAUUAAUGCCAUGUUACUUUCACAUGCAAAGGUUGGGAUUUGAAAUAAGAUUAAAGGUUGUAUGUUUGGUUGAAAACGCAUGCUUGUGGCCACUUCUGCGUAUAUUUUGUUUGUAUCCAAAAAGGUGCAACUGAAAAGUCCAUUCGUACACGAAUGCAACACAUACUGUACAUUUUCAUGAGUAUAAACCAAAGAGAAAAACAGAGACAGAAUAAAGAUUAGCAUCGGGACUUAACUCCCUCAUACCCUGAGCCAUUAGUCAAGUGGCUGAAUGGUGCUGUUCACUGGAGGCCCCAAAGUGGACCCAGGCUCCACCCCGCUCGCCCCUAACCUCUAACCCUCUCACUACACAAACAAGACCUACAGCUACAGCCCCCUGCUGGACAACCACUGAGCGCACACACAUGAAAACACGCAUGUACACACAUGUUCACAUGAACACGCACAUGCACACAAAGUCGUUACACUCUUCACAUUAGGAGCUGCUCCCUCUAAAACAUGGCUCUUUCUGUGGGGUUGUGUGGGGGAGUCGCAUAUCCUCAUAGUGAACGGCAAACUACUUCAUAAAUCAACUCACAUGUAUUUCGCAAUCUAGUUUAACAAAAACCAGUGACUGGUGAGUUACAGUGCACAGUGUCGCCCCCCGGCAGUGCACUUGUUUGUGUGUCUGUGUGUAUGUUCAUGCAUUAUGAGUGGAUUCUUGACACACCGCCGUUUUCUGUAUUGAACUGGCCCCCGCCGCCCCUAGGAACUGGAGUUCUUAACCACAAAAGUUCACAUGCCAGGUCUUUGGCCAACUGUGUUUGGUCUGCAUGCACACACACAGGCACGCACACACAAGCACACACAUAUUCCUACAUGGGAUUACAUACAUUCCAGCCGGUGCAGUAGCAUUAACGAUUGCCAAGCCGUUUCCACUUUGUUGUGUGUGAUUUUCACUAGGCUUCUUUAAGAAGUGGAAAACAUAAUCUGUCUUUAAUUAAAAAUUAAGAAAAGAAAAAAAAAAGCAAGAACAAGUCUAACAUGUGGUAGUACAGAGAAGGAGGCAGCAUCACUGGAAACCACUGACUCAAUACCUGGUCUAUGAAACUCCCCGAACAGAGAGACUUUGAAAGAUAUUAGAAUUCCAUACAUCACAGCAAGCAUCCAAGCUCAUUUCUACCACUUUCUACAUGAAAAAUGUCCACAAAACACAGGGUAUUUAGCAGUACUGAGGCUUUUUCACAGCUUAGUGGUCCCAAAGAAAUUUGAAAGUCAGAGAGAACAGUCACAGCAAGAGUUAUAGCUGCUAUGCAAAUGACAAAAUAUACAAAACACAAAAUAUGCAACAGGAUAUACUGGUUUCUUCCCAUUUGAAAGUGAAAUCUUUCACUUGUAGUCUUCGGUGUGUAUGAAAUAGAACCUGGAGUGAAACAACCUUCAACUAAAAUCAAAAACUUCUUCUGGUAUCAAGACUUAAAGUGUAUUCUCAUCUCAUAUCUCCCACUUACAGAAAAUAAAUCCCCUCCUCGGCCGUUUGGACUCAACCACUCGGACUCUCUGAAUAAGGCCGAUCGAAUAGAUGCAAUCACCCCGACUCUUGGCAGUAGCAACAACCAGCUCAACUCCUUCCUGCAGAUCUAUGUACCCGACUACUCGGUCAGAGCGCGCACAGACCUGCAGUUUAUAAAGGUGAGAACAAAUACUGGAGAGCAAGAAAAGCACCAUAAUGACACCUGUUUGAUUUCAGAGUUGUUAUUUUGUUCUAGUGAAAAAAAAUUAAGGAGAGUACUUUUGAUACAAAUAAAGAGCUAUAAUGAUUAGAUUCCAAUUAAUAUUGAAAUAAUGAUAUCACUACUCAAUUACUUAAACGCAUCAAUUAAUCAAUCCCCCCAUAUGAAUUCUUAAGAGAGAGGACAGGAGGGUGUGCUCCGGUAAUUUGGAUAUUACUCCUCAUUUUAAACCUGAGAGUUUGCAUGUCUAAUCUUGAAGUGUUUUAAGGACCAAGAGGGCCAACAGUGAGUCAUCCAAAGACUCCUGAGGGGGGUACUGUUUUGGUUACUGGUACCAUUUUAUUCUUGUUCUAUCCAUGAAUCUCCUGCAGAGUUUCCAUCAUGAUCACUGUGGAUGAUUCUGUAAUUUUUACGGACAGGAUCUCAAGGGGAGAGAUCUCCCCAUCUCUGCCGUGCAGAUGGUGUCUUCAAGAAGGAGCAGUUAGCUGCUGACUCUAAGCUAAUGAGAAUCAGCAUGAUUAUGUAUUGGACUACUACCUAAAAUAAAGGGUUAACCCAGGGUUUCAUUCACGAGCAUUGUUAAUUGUUAAUUGAUGAAACUCAAACAUGGAUUGUGUGUCACACAAAAACUGUAUACUUCCAUCUUCCACCAAGGGUAAUGAGCUUUGCUUUGUAACUAAAAGGUACUAGUUGAAAUGGUUCAGCCAUCUGAUCAGGGCGCCUUCUCGGUGAAUCCCUUUGAACUGUAAGGACACCUGGGCUACACUGUGAACACAAAGAAGGUAUGAUCUUUGCUCCAAGAGGAGUGGGUGGAAAGGUGCUACUGUGAAAUUCUGGACAUACUUUCUGAGCAUGCUGCCAGUUUACUUUGAAUUGAUGUAGAAGGAAGAUGUUGUCAAGCAAAGUCGCCACGUUCAACAUGUUCAGCAACAACCAGCAAGACAGACAGGUGGUAAUGAAUUGGUUAACACAAAGAACCAAAGUAGUACUUUGAUCUGAAGUAGGUAAGACAAAAACCCUUAAGACCAGAUCAGUAUCCAGCUGCAACACCUGGAAUCCGACUGACCUUCAACCUGCUUUUACCCCUACUAUUGUCUGAUAGUUUACGCAUGUAAGCUGGAAAAGGCACCAUCAUUUUUAGCCUGAGCUAAUCUAACGUUUCUUCAGCAGCCCUCUGGAGGCCACUGUCUGCAUACUCCAGUCUUUAGACUCUGGCUUUCUGGCACAUAAAAGUUUGGCAUGCUGAAUGUUGUUGUAGAGAUGGCACUUGUGUUAUUCCUACUUAAAUCCAGAAUAAUAGCCAAUUCCUUCAGGACCUGGUUGUUUCUAUAGAUAUACCAGAUUGGAUUUGUACAGCUAGUGAGGAUGGGCAUUAUUGUUUCCAAACAAACAACUGCUGCUGGUGCAAAAUUGGAGUCCACUACAUUUGAGGAAGUGUGAUCUAACUGCCCUCCCGGCUUCACACUGGUAAAGUGGAAUUCAUGAGCAUUUUACCCAUUACAACUCUGCCCCGGUAUAACACUGGCAUUGUGGAAGAACGAGGGGCAUGGCUUAGUAACACGUGUAUGUGGCAGGAGUACCAAAUACACACACACAUAUACACAGCUGUUUCUCCCUGCUAGCCCUAGCAUCGCCACCUUCUCUCCCCAAUUGUCUCUCUGUUACAACUGAUAAAAAGAGGAUAAGAGGCAGAGUAACUUUGCCCUGCUAUACUGGAUUGUUACAGGCCACGUCAGACAGGAUUGCAUUGCUACCGGUCUAAACUGGCAGCAAUGCAGUUUUAGCUUCCCAGAGGGUGAAGUCUUGUCUCUUGUCUAUGCUAAUUAGGUCCUUUGUAGUUUGCCCUUCUGGUUGCACACUGCAGGCCAAAGCUCUAGACUGGCCAAACCGUUGGUGUGGGCAUUCCAACAUUGUUAAAUCUGUGGUCUUUUCCCUUGGUAACAUGUAUGUCUCUUGAUUUUAUGGGAGCAAACUUCAUUCUUGUUGGUUACAUAGGAGUAAAUAUUAAGUGGGUGCACAGAAGGGUUGAGGUUAAGAAGGUCAAGUUGUCCUUGUGGACACAGAACAAGUCUUUCCUCCUACAGUCCAUUUAGACCAUGAAGGAUCAGUUCCUUUAAAAGGUUACAGGCCAGCAGGGAAGCGGUUCAUCCUCUUAUUUCACACCUUCCAAAGACUACCAUAAUGUAGUGAACUCUGGUGUUGUAAUGCAGACCUAAUCAUCAAAAUAGUUUCCAAGAGGAUCUGUGAUGGUCACUGGGCAGUGGAGGAAAUGACAGGCUGAUCAGAGGAGAAUGUGUGGGAUGGACUCAGAGGCAUUGGCUUGGACCAAGAAUAAGACAUCCAGAUCUGUCUCCUCUCUCCUGUUGCAUGCUUCUCUUCAAAAUCAUACAAGGGUGUUUAAAGAGUCCUAAAAAGACUGGUAUCUUAGCCAGUCAACCUGUCAUUUGGAUUACUCUGUUUUAUAUUUGGGACUGCUACACCCGUUCCUCCUCCCCACCCCAACACUGCUUUGAUUAUUCAGUCCCAAUCUGUAGGACUAUCUUAAAAUGUUCAGGUAUCUAGUUUUUUCAGCUUUUAUGUUUGAGGUGAUCCUCCAGCCCCCUCUGAGGCACUUUGAAUGAACUGCCUUUUUAUUUGUGAAGAGUCCAGUUUCUUGUCCCUGCAUUGAAUGCUAAGACUCUGUCCUCUCUGAAGCCUUUCCCAGUUUUCUUUCAGAUUGGCCCGCAGGAGGUUGGUUCCAUGUUUUCCACCUACUGCUUUUUUUUCUCAGGAUACUUUUCUCCACAUCUUCAGGCCUUAGGAUCUUUUUCUUUUCUUCAAGAUCCCAGGAUCCCUUUCUCUCCUGGUUUGGCCUUAGAUUUUGUGUUGACUGUUGGUCUAGUCCUUUCCCCUAAUCCUUAACCUCCAAACCUUUCUGCUAUUGUCACAGAUUUAGUCACUUAAUCUUACCCAACUUCUUCCGAGUCUAGGAUCUUGUUCAGACCAGCUUUGGCUUUUGUCCUCUGAUGCUAGACUUAUAAAAUGUAUACAGAGGUGUGUGGUCUAGGAUCUGUUCUAAGAAAGGCUGCCACUGGUCAGGUUCCAGGUUUGUCCCGUGACUGACCUUCACUGCAUUUACCUAAUCUUUUCUGAAGAGAUAAGUGAUAAGAAGUGAUACCCAGGCUUCUCCACCUCAUAACAUUCAUCCAGCCUUGAUGUGUUGUGGUUGAACAGUCACAACUGUAUAAUUGAGGUUGAUUCCAGCAAAUUAGUCUGGAGUGGUACCACCAAGAUGGCAAACCAGGCUUUAACCCUUCUUAGAGUUUACAGUUCAAGUAGGCACCUAACCUUAAAGAAAUUCUAACAUGAGUUUUCUCAGCUGUUUUUUAUAGUAUCAGGUGUCCUUAAUAACAUACUAAAAGUUUACCCAAGUUAGACCACUAGAAAGGUGUCAUUUUGAAGAUGGCGUCCAUGAUGGGUAGGAAGCCCGGGGAGACACCCCAGGUGAAUAGGGUAAAAUUUUAAACCAACAGAUAUCACCAUGAAACUUGCCAAGUUUAUAACUUGCAUCAAGACAAAUAUUUUUUGUAUUACAAGUUUUGUCAAAUGUUAUGUAUGAACAUGUAAAUGAGGCAAUAUCUAAUUAAAUAUGCACUAAUUUGCAUACAUUUCCAGAACCCAAAACUGAACAAUGGAUAUUCAUACAUAACAUUUGACAAAACUUGUAAUACAAAAAAUAUUUGUCUUAAUGCAAGUUAUAAACUUGGCAAGUUUCAUGGUGAUAUCUGUUAGUUUAAAAUUUUACCCUAUUCUCCUGAGGUGUCUCCCCGGGCUUCUUAUCCAUCAUGGACGCCAUCUGUUCAGAUGGGACUGUUCAGGGGACAAAACUGUGGAUACGAGGUUGGGCCGGUGCUAGCUGGUACGCUUUGCAGCAGUAGGACCCCUUGCUUAGCUGUCAUGGUGUUUUUGAACCUUUUUGCCAUUGCUCUCGGUGAUUGGCGAACUCCCUGGGAAGAGCUUGUACUUACCGACCACACUUUGACACGUGAGGCACUUACAUGCUGCCAAUUCAAGGUUAUAAUAUUUGCGACUCUCCAACGCCUCAUCUGCAAUGUCAUAACGACAUAAUGCGAUGUGCAAGACCAACCAGGACAUACUAUUAUGCCUUUGUUUUUGCUGUGUAAAUACAAAAACUUAAUAAUGUAGGGACUCUGGUCCAGCACUGAGGUGGAACUGCAGUUUGGAACAGGCUGUGGAUUGUCUACUUUAGAGAGGGGUGUCCGUAUGUUUUGUUGUUAUGCGUGUCGUUUUGGAUCUAGUACCCACCAAGGGAUGUACCAAUCUUAUUUUGAUUUUCUGAACAAACCACCUCUACCAUCGAGCAUUCUGAGUAAAGUAAGGCUACUGAACAACAAAAUAGAGGAGCUUCACCCAUGCAGCAGAUACCUCCAUGAGUACAGACUCCAGCGUUAUGGUGCCUGCAGAGUAAUUGCUCCAGGAUUCGUGCCAGGACACAUCAGAUUCUAUGCCAGAGAUACAGGGCCUCUCCUGUGUUGGGGUGGGUCCUCAGGGAAGGACAGAGGAUAUGGAGUCUGUGUUUAUGUAAGUAAUGACUGGUAAAACCAAUAUAUUAUCAGAGACAUGACUUGUGCUCCAGAUUUAGAACUGCUCACUCUCUAGAUGGGACUCUUUUACCUCCUUAGAGGGUUUGGUAAUGUCAUCAUCAGGGCUGUGUACUUUCCCACAUGGGGAGUGCCACAAGAGCUGCAAAUCGCCUUUCAGGAUAUGUUCGCUCACAGAUCCAGCUCGGUCCUGGGGUUCCUGUUUCUAUGGGGGACUUCAGCCAAAGUAAGCUGGAGUUAAUCCUACCUUUGAGUGCCAUCGCCCAGUUUACAUUAUCAUUGUGGAUUCAUCGUCUUAGUCAUUUCAGCGUCAGUUACCUAGAUCAUUCCUUUGCAGAUUCUGGAUUUCAUCAGCAUUCGUAUAAAAUAUUUUCUGACGUAACAUCGGAACUCAUCAUGUGUCCUUUUUUGUCUAGGUAACACGCCAGCAAUACCAGAACGCAGUAAUGGCGUCACGUAUGGACAAAACGCCACAAUCCACAGACAGUGAGUUCACUAAAAUUGAGCUCCCGCUGACGGAGCUCCAUGACGCAGUAGAGACUCCCACUGUUGUCACAUCCAUAGCCAGCACCACAAGCACCACCCCUGUUGUGUCAUUGGUCGUGGCCAACGAGACUUCUCACCUGCUCAACCAGCAGCUGAACUGUGUGGGCCUCAGCAGGAGCAACCACAGCGCCCACAACGAGGGACCCAUCUAGCCCCCGCCAAGCCUGGUGGAGACAGAAACCCUCCACCCUGUCUCAUGAACACACACAUGGAGCAGUGGCAAAGAUGGAGAUGAGGGAAAGUGGGGAAACAGAGGCAGGUGGAGUGAAGAUCUUACGCCAACUAGUAGUCCCCAGUCAGUCAGUGACACCCUUUCAUGGAGGGGCAGAGGGGAGAACGGGUGCUGCAGCUCCCUGGACUCCCCCACCUGAACGCUGUCAGAAUCCCUGCUGUACCACAUGCUCUUACAGAGGGUGCACUUGGACAGUUCCUGUGACUGAGCUUCUUCCUUGGGACAAUCGGACACUUUUUUACGGUGACUUGGACUAGAUUAUCACGGAGCGCAUGCAAGCCCAGUCCCUUGGCCUUACAUACACGAACAACAUCAACACAAACAGCUUAAACACUCACACACACACACACACACACACACACACACACACACACACACACACACACACACACACACACACACAGUUUAACUCUACAGUCACUGAAUACCCUCUUCAGGCCAAAGACUUUGGUCCCCCCCUUCUUAGACUGGGCACGUACAUAACACAAACACACACAUGGUAACACGUGAGAUACAUCAAAACAGUCACACUGACACACACACACAAACACACAAAUUCAACUUCCCCACUUGUGCAUCUUUCAGGGAGGCUCAGUCGACUGUUGAUCCCAUCAGCAAAGACUCAAACCCAAACAAGCAGAGAGCAACGGUUGGUCAAAGACUGCACCAAAAACCACUUUGAAACAACUUAUUAAACCAUGAACCAAGAAUGUUUUCCUGUAUUUAUUUAUUUUAUAAUAUUGUAUGUAUAUAUGUAUGCGUGGAGACAUGAUAUGAAAUAAACUGGCAUACAAACAUGCAUGAGCGUGUACACGAAGGUGUGCGUGGGGCACCUAUGUCAUAUCAAAAAGGACAUGCUACAUAUAUAUGGAGUGUAUGGAGACAAACAUCCAUUCAUGUAUAUGAGGAGGGGAGGGUCUUUUACAGAUACAGUAUGUAUAUUACAGAUCUCCUUAUUUUUACUAUUAUCCUAAAUCAGGCUUAUGGUACUCUAUCUUUUUCACCUUUAAAAAAAUCACACUAUUGCCUUUAAGAGAAAUCAUAUUAAUUAUUUUAACAAAGUGCAAUGAAACAAUUUAUUUAAGAGAUGAUUACAAAUAAAAGAAAUUACUGUAUUAUAAAUUGACAAAUAUAUUUGUAUGUAUGUGUAUGUAUAUUUGUUUUGAAAAUUGCGAAACAGCAGCCAUCUUUAAGCAGAACUGUCCUUAGCCAGUCUCUCUCUUUCUUUCUAUCUCUCAUUUUUUGUCUCUUUCUUACAUUUUUCUUUGCAUCCUUUGACCUCAAACAAAUGUCUAAUAUAUGUUCAUAUGGGAAUCAUGAUGCCUGUACCGUCACAAAAGUGAGGGAGGGGGGAGGUUCGCGUGGUAGCGUGUGUCAAAGUGCCAACACAGCACCUAUGCAUGGGGAGGUUAUGUGUCCUAUAUAUUUUUUUUUUUGCCAAUUUUACACAUAAUCAAACUUGAUAAUUGCACAGUAUUAUUGACCUCAUCUAACAUGUUGAGCAUCAUCAACGUCACAGAAAGUAACCUCGACAUUAAACAUGUCCAUGAAUGAUACACAGCUAUGCUUCCCCACUGUUUAUCUGUGUGAAUGCAGCUUUGGUUUUUUGGCAUGUGUGGUGUUUGCAUGUUUGUUUCCACACAAAAUUCAGUCCAUUAAAGGUUUUCCUUUUUUUUUUCUUUUUUUUUACAGUUACUUCACUUUACACAUUAUGACUUCUCGCAAAGUCCAAACAGGUCAUUCACAUAUAUUGCUUGAUAAUUCUUCAGUCAAUUAUGAUCUCAAUCCAAAAUAUCGGCUGCUAUUACAGAGAGAUAUUGAUGUAUUGUAUUUUAGCAGAAACACAGAGGCCUUAACAGUUAUUUCUAAGAGGGAAAAAAGACAUUUUAGAUAAUAUACUUGUUUUUCCGCCAGCAGAGGCAUGUCCGGGCUUUUUAUGAUUGAGGUGGCCCAUUUGAGAAACCGUCUAAUGCAGGGGUGAUGUGAAGUAUGAGCGCACACACAAGGAAAUAGUAAUUUACCCUCAAAUCUGCUUGGUUUCUUACAUAAAAUUAUUGCACAGAUGUUAUUUUCUUGUUAACUAAUCUUUUGAUAUUGAAAAGUUAAACAAAGUGGCAUCAGUAGACAGCUCAAACUAAAUUUUUUAAUGACUAUUUUGUGUUAAGUCACAAAUUUAACAUAUCCAAGUUUUAACAAAGUGCUAGCAACUUCUCCACACAGCCUGACUGCCUAUGAGUGUGACCACCCAGUGAGCAUUUUUUGGUCUAAAAGAGGUCUAAUCGACAUCUAAAUUUAGCUAAUCUAAAAAUGAAAGCUUUUUAGACAUCUAAAUUUAGACCAAGUCUAAAUUUGGGCUAUAUCUAUACUACACUGUAUAUUGCUUGACGGCUAUCAUAAUUAUAUUGGUUAAGUACUUGGAGAUCAGUUAUGCAACUCACAGUUGCUUUUUGAAAUGGUUAUUGAAUAAUGGGUUAAAGUGCAACGUCUAAAUUCUGUCUUAAAAAACACAGAAUCUAUACGGUUGAAAUUAGGUCUGAAAAAAAGUCUAAACAGUCCAAACAGUUUAAUUAAAAACAAGGACAACAUAGACUAGGAUUUUCAGGUGGCACCUUGGAGGGUGUUCAGAUUCUAAAAGGGGCCAAUGGCACCCCUGGCUCCCCCUCUGGACAUGCCUCUGUCUGCCAAGAGCUACUGUAGAUGAUUGUCAUCCAUCUCCCAAAAGUGAACACAGAGAUAGCAGCCAGUGUGCCGAGCCUAACAUAAAAAUAGAAAUAGGGAGAGCUAGCAUGCUAACCAUGCUAAUUCCAAAGGACCUUAAAAAUACUGUAGAGCUUAUUCACAAAAGUCCCUGCUCCAGACCCAGAAAUAGUCCAUUCCUGACACUCAUUUUUAUACACACUGUAUUCUUGUGCUUCGAGGUUCAUUAAAAAGUAAUUAUAUUAAGUUGACCAAUCAAAAAGUUUUAAUUUUUUACAUUUUCUAAAAGCAUAGUUUGUCCUUUUUUGGAGGGGGGUUGGGAUUGUGAAGCCCUGAGAGGCUCGAUUGCCUUAAUUUUGUCAUGUUUCAUGUGUUUUUAUCUAACUGCUACGCUAAGCUAUUGGCUCCUGACUCCACGCUUUUAUUUAUUACAAAGAUCUGAGUGGUAUCACUGGGCAAGACAACAGAAAAGUGGAAAUGUCAAGCCAUUUUUCAAAACCUUUUUUUUUAAUUUUGCUUUUAGUACCCUGUUGCUGUCAUUGUGUUACCUCAUCAAGGCAGAAAGAGUUUUAAAAUGCUGUUUUUACUGUAAAGCAGAUAGUUUGGUUUUCUUCAGAUCUUUAGGUUUAACUCAUUAACUCUAAAGUUUCUUUGACUCAGCCUCCAGGUCUGUAUUUUAGAGUUGUAUGUACUGUAUACAGGCCAGGGUACAGGCUACAGCAGUGUCUUAAAGCUGAAUGUCAUAGUUUUAAUAUGUAGUUACAGCUUGUAACCACUGGUGGUCGCUGUUUGCAUAUUUAAACCAAUAUGCAACAGCCUAAAAACAACAUUCUGACAAACAGCCCCUCCAUCUGCUGAAUCACAAGGGGGGUCUUGGUUGCGUAACCAGACACAGAGGAUGUCUGCUUUGUUUGCAGACACGUUCGUUGUUGUUUUAUUGUUUACUUGACAUAUCAUGGGCUAACUCUGCUGGAACAAUCACUCCAGAGAUGAUGAAUGAUGAUCAGAUUAGAGAGCUGUGCUUGUGACAUCCAUUCAUACUCUGAUUUGCUUUAUAAGGCGGAGGACAUCAGUGCCUUAAAAGGGGGGGAGACGGAGCGUGGUGACAUUUCAAAAGUCCAAAUGC
This is a messenger RNA of Xyrichtys novacula (pearly razorfish), 57832 nucleotides long. The record is from the annotation of a GenBank genome assembly. NCBI's taxonomy places the organism in Eukaryota, Metazoa, Chordata, Actinopteri, Labriformes, Labridae.